CGCCUCGGCUGGAGGAACUGCUGUCAGGAGGAAAAACAAAACUACACGGCGCUGACGGCCUGUAGUUUUGUUUUUUUCUUUGGGGUUUGGAUUUUCUGACUACAUUUUCUGGAUAAAGAGGUUUUUGAUCUUCCGAAGUCAGCCCUCGUUCGGGCAUCCCAGGCAUCCUUGUGCACACAAGGUGCCGACCAACAUGUCAACACAGGCGCCGACAUUCACGCAGCCGCUACAGAGCGUCGUGGCACUUGAGGGUAGUGCCGCGACGUUCGAGGCUCAAGUUAGUGGUUCUCCAGUUCCUGAGGUGAGCUGGUUCCGUGAUGGCCAGGUUCUUUCCACCGCCGCUCUGCCCGGCGUUCAGAUCUCGUUCAGCGACGGCCGCGCUGUUCUGAGGAUCCCCGCUGUGACCGCCGCACACAGUGGAAGAUUUUCCAUCAGAGCCACCAACGGCGCUGGACAAGCCACGAGCACUGCUGAACUCCUCGUUACAGCGGAGACGGCGCCUCCAAACUUCCUUCAGAGACUGCAGAGCUCGACAGUGAGACAGGGCAGCCAGGUCAGGCUGGACGUCCGAGUCACAGGUAUCCCCACACCUGUAGUGAAGUUCUACAGAGAGGGAGCCGAGAUCCAGAGCUCGGCCGACUUCAGGAUCCUCCAGGAGGGAGACCUGUACAGUCUGCUGAUCGCUGAGGCCUUCCCAGAGGAUUCUGGGACGUAUUCUGUGACCGCCACCAACAGCAGUGGACGGGCCACCUCCACCGCCGAACUGCUGGUUCAGGGUGAGGAAGCUGUACCUGCUAAGAAAACCAAGACUACUGUGUCCACUUCCCAGAUGGCGACUUCCCAGACCAGAGUGCAGAGGAAGGUGGAGGGGAGUUUCCAGGCCAGCACCAUGAUGGAGAUGCAUGUGGAGGGAGGAAUGAUGGCUCAGCAUUUGGCUCACAAAACCCCUCCGAGGGUUCCCCCAAAGCCCACCUCCAGGUCCCCGCCGUCCUUUGUUUCCAAGGUGACGGGAGGACGCCAGCAGUCACCUUCACCUGUUAGACACGUGAAAGGGCCGACACCCACUCCUAUGAGAUCCGUCUCUCCCUCCACCAGACUGUCCUCUGUCUCGCCCAUCAGACCGGUCAAGUCUCCUAUCACGACCAGGAAACAGGUAUCUGCAGCUGCAGACGUCCUGCCACCCUGGAAGCAGGGAGACUAUGUGGCUGAAGCCGGCUACACCAGUAUGACCAGCAUGACCAGUGUCAGCAGCGCCACCCAACUGCGCAUGGAAAAGCACUGGGAGCAGCAGGUCACCACCACCAGAGAGGACGAGCAUGUUUCCCGGGACGAUAAGAGCGUGGCGGUGGCUACUGUGGUGGCGGCCGUGGAUCAGGCUCGUGGCCGGGGGCUGCCUGAGGCCGCUGUGUCUGGAGAGCAGGCUGAGGGAGGGAAAAGAGCCGGUGCGGUGGCCACAGUGGUGGCCGCCGUUGACCUCGCUCGCGUCCGUCAGCCCGUGCAUGCAGAGGGCGGUCGAGCUGAAGAGGAGGAGGCUGUAGAGGUGGAGAUAAGGCAGCACGUGGCAACUUCUGGAGAUAAACAAAUCGUUGCAACUAAAACAGCGACUGCUGAACUGUCGGCCGCUGUCGCUGAGACCUCAGAGCAGCACAGAGUCCAGGUCUCCCAGAUUCAGAGAACGACAGAAAUCUCCUCCCACGUGGACACUGGUGUCACCCCGUCCCCAGUUCCACAUUUCACAGUUUCUAAAGUUUCUGUUCCUAAACAUGAACAUAGCCACGAGGUGUCCAUCGCUGGCUCUGCCAUCGCCACUCUGCACAAAGAGUUAUCCUCCCCCGUCGCUCCCAGAAAGAUCAUCAAGCCCGUCAAGUCUCCCAGUCCAUCUCGCAGGGCACUGGCGGUGGAGGUGCGGGUGACGCCGGAGCCCCUCCCCCCACCGUUUAAAGACAUCAGAUAUCAGAGUCAGGUUGAGUUACAGCCAGGCGGGGCUUAUGCAGUGAGUGAAGAGGAGUUUGAGGACUGGGAGCCUCAGGAGGCGGCUGCAGUGCCCACAAGAAGCCAAGAACCUGUCGUUCCCCCCACUCUUAUUGCCGGUCUAAAGAACCUGACGGUGACGGAGGGCGAGUCAGUUACCCUGGAGUGCCAGAUCAGUGGUCACCCCGCUCCUGUCCUCAUGUGGUUCAGAGAGGACUACAAGAUUGAGAGCUCCAUCGAUUUCCAGAUCAGCUACGAGAACAGAUUUGCCCGGCUGGUGAUCCGCGAGGCGUUUGCUGAAGACAGCGGUCGCUUCACCUGCACGGCCACCAGCGAGGCGGGAACCGUCAGCUCCUCCUGCUACCUGCUCGUCAAAGUAUCAGAAGAAACUGAGAGCAGAGAGGAGGCGACUGUUACUGAAACUGCAAUCACACAAGAGAAAACUGUUGCUGUCGAGACAAAGGAACAGGUGGUGGCAGAGGUGACUACAGGAGAGUCCGCUGCUCCCUUCUUCAUCAAGAAACCGACCAUUCAGAAGCUGGUGGAGGGAGGAAGUGUCGUGUUCGAGUGCCAGGUCGGAGGAAACCCAAAACCUCACAUAAUCUGGAAGAAGAGCGGUGUGCUGCUCACUACUGGAUACAGAUACAAAGUCGCCUACAAGAAGGAGACUGGAGAAUGCAGACUGGAGAUCUCCAUGACCUUUGCUGAUGAUGCUGGAGAAUACUCCAUCUUUGCCAAGAAUCCUCAUGGAGAAGCCUCAGCCUCCGCUGGCCUGCUGGAGGAAGAGGAAUAUGAAGCCUAUAUGAAGCAACAUGACAUGACAUAUAAAACUGAAGUGACGACGACAGUGAUUCAGGAGCCCUCUGUGAUUGUGAGUCAAUACGAGCUGGAACAGAGGAGGCUGACAACCCCCAUGAGCUUUGUCUCAGAAACGGAAUUCCUCAUUUCAGCCUUUGAGGAGAGGAUCAUCCAGGAGAUUGAGCUCCGUAUCAUGAGGAUUACCUACAGAGAGCUGGUGACAGAGGACGGAGAGCAGACGGUGACUGUAGCAGAUGAGCAGGCAGUGCAGCCGGUCUUUGACACACCGGUCAAAAACUACAGGAUCAUGGAGGGAAUGGGCGUCACUUUCCACUGCAAGAUAUCUGGAAAGCCGCUGCCAAAGAUUGCUUGGUAUAAAGACGGCCAGCGCAUCAGGCCUGGUGGCCGUUACCAGAUGGAGGUUCUUCAGGAUGGACGAGCCAGCCUUCGCCUGGCUGUGGUGCUACCAGAGGAUGAGGGUGUGUACACCGCCUUUGCCACCAACAUUAAGGGAAAUGCCGUCAGCUCUGGGAAGCUGUAUGUGGAGCCGUCCGGAACCAUAACACCUCAGAUAUACACACCACAACCAGCAAUGCAGAGGAUUAGGUCAACAUCUCCUCGUUCUCUGAGCCGCUCACCCGGGCGUUCCUCCAGCCGUUCACCUGCUCGCUCUCCUGCCCGCAGGCUUGAUGAGACAGACGAGGCUCAACUGGAAAGACUCUACAAACCUGUGUUUGUCAUGAAGCCUUCCUCAAUAAAAUGUUCUGAGGGUCAAACUGCCAGAUUUGACUUGAAGGUGGUUGGUAGACCCAUGCCCGACACGUACUGGUUCCACAAUGGACAACAAGUGAUCAAUGACUACACCCACAAGAUAGUGAUUAAAGAGGAUGGUACUCAGUCCCUGAUCAUUGUCCCAGCCAUGCCACAAGACUCUGGAGAGUGGACAGUCCUUGCUCAGAACAGAGCUGGACGGACCUCUGUUUCUGUAAAUCUUACUGUUGACGCUCGAGAAAGCCUAGCGCGCCCUCAGUUUGUUGACAAGCUGAGGAACAUCACUGUAAAGCAGGGCACUCUGGUUGAACUGGCUGUCAAAGCCAUUGGAAACCCCCUGCCUGAUAUUGUCUGGCUGAAAAACAGUGACAUUAUCACACCACAGAAGCACCCACAUAUCAGGAUUGAGGGUGCUAAAGGAGAGGCCAAAUUCCAGAUUCCCUCAGCAGCUGGCUCAGACAGUGCCUGGUACACAGCUACAGCCAUUAAUAAGGCUGGUAGGGACACCACUCGCUGCAGAGUCAAUGUUGAGGUUGACUUCACUGCCCCUCAAGCUGAGAGGAAACUCAUUAUUCCCAGAGGAACCUACAAAGCCAAGGAGAUUGCAGCUCCGGAGCUGGAGCCCCUUCAUCUGCGAUAUGGUCAAGAGCAAUGGGAGGAGGGCGACCUUUAUGACAAAGAGAAGCAGCAGAAACCACUGUUCAAGAAGAAGCUGACCUCUAUCAGAAUGAAGCGUUUUGGUCCGGCUCAUUUUGAGUGCAGACUGACCCCUAUUGGUGACCCCAACAUGGUAGUGGAGUGGCUGCAUGAUGGCAAACCCCUGGAAGCUGCCAACAGGUUGCGCAUGGUCAAUGAAUUUGGCUACUGCAGCCUUGACUAUGAAGUUGCUUACGCUAGGGACAGUGGCGUUAUCACCUGCAGAGCAACAAACAAGUACGGAGUCGACCAGACUUCGGCCACCCUGAUCGUCAAGGAUGAGAAGGGUCUUGUUGAGGAAACACAGCUUCCUGAAGGCAGGAAGGGAGCAUACAGAAUCGAUGAGAUCGAGCGCAUGGCUCAUGAGGGAGGACCUACAGGAGUUAGUGCUGACGAGGAAUCGGAAAAGACCAAACCUGAAAUUGUCCUGCUUCCGGAGCCAACCAGAGUGCUGGAAGGCGACAUCGCACGAUUCCGCUGCCGAGUGACUGGUUAUCCAGCACCUAAGGUUAACUGGUACCUAAAUGGACAACUUAUCCGCAAAAGCAAGAGGUACAGACUUCGCUAUGAUGGUAUUUACUAUUUAGAGAUUGUCGACAUCAAGUCUUACGACUCAGGAGAGGUCAGGGUGGUUGCAGACAAUCCUAUGGGCACAGCUGAGCACACCGUUAAGCUGGAGAUCCAACAGAAGGAGGACUUUAGAUCUGUCCUGCGUCGUGCUCCCGAACCGAAGGCUGCAGAGGUUUUACAUGACCCUGGCAAAAUUGGAUUUGAUGUUGUAAAGGUUGACCGACCGGGUGAGGCCAUACAGGACAGGGAAGUUGUAAAGCUUCGUAAGACACACAGAAUUGUUCAUGAGAAAACCUCAGAGGAGUCCGAAGAGCUGAAGAGCAAGUUCAAGCGUAGGACAGAGGAAGGUUUCUAUGAGUCCAUCUCUGCUGUGGAAUUCAAGUCUCGCAAGAGGGAUGACUCUUAUGAGGAUCUACUGAAGAAGACUAAGGAGGAGCUGCUUCAUCGCAUGAAGGAGAAAGAAGAGGCUGAGAGGAAGAAGAUGGAAGAACAGGGCAAAGUCACCAUCCCCACAAUCAAACCAGAGAGGGUCCAGCUCUCCCCCAGCAUGGAAGCACCCAAGAUCCUGGAACGCAUUGCUAGCAAGACGGUUGCUCCAAUGGAUGAGGUUCGUUUCCGAGUCAGAGUCGUGGGCAGACCAGAACCUGAGUGCCAGUGGUUCAAGAACGGCAUUCAGCUGGAAAAGUCAGACCGUGUUUACUGGUACUGGCCUGAGGACAAUGUGUGUGAACUGGUGAUCAGAGAUGUCACAGUAGAAGAUUCUGCUAGCAUCAUGGUUAAAGCUAUGAAUGUUGCCGGGGAGUCCUCGAGCCAUGCCUUCCUGCUUGUGCAAGCCAAGACGGCAAUAAGCUUUACCCAGAACCUGGAGGAUGCCAAUGCCAAUGAGAAGGACACAAUGGUGACCUUUGAGUGUGAAACUAACGAACCUUUCGUCAAAGUCAAGUGGCUCAAGAACAACAUAGAGAUCUCCUCCGGAGACAAAUACAGAAUGCACUCAGACAGAAAGGUCCACUUCCUGUCUGUACUGAUGAUUGAAAUGAGGGAUGAUGCCGAAUAUACUUGUGUGGUUGUAGAUGAUGAGAACGUCAGGACAAGUGCAGGGCUCCACGUGGAAGGCGCUACCCUGGAGCUCAUCAAACACUUGGAGAACAUUGAGGUACCAGAGAGUUACGCUGGGGAGUUUGAGGUUGAGCUGUCUCGUGAGGACGCUGAGGGCAGAUGGUUCUUCAGAGACAAGGAGCUCUCUCCCAGUGGUAAAUACGUCAUGUCCUCCCGCCGAGGAAGACACACCCUGUCUGUCAAGGAUGUCAGGAAAGAGGACCAGGGGAAAUACACCUUUGUAUGUGGAGAUUUGAGGACCAGCGCCUCACUGAAGAUGAAAUUGCGCCCAGUUACGCUGAUGCAACCCCUGACCGACCUCACAGUCUGUGAGGGAGACAUUGCUCAGCUGGAGGUGAGAUUUUCACAGGAGAACGUUGAGGGAACCUGGAUGAAGAACGGCCAGGCCAUCUCUGCCUCGGACCGCAUCCACAUUGUAAUCGACAAACUGGUUCACAAGCUGCUGGUGGAGGACGUCAGCAGAGAAGAUGCUGCUUCCUACUCUUUCGUGGUUCCCACCCAAGACAUUUCCACCUCAGGCAAACUCAAUGUUCAAACUAUUGACAUUGUGGUGCCACUGAAGGACAUGUCCUCCAUUGAGGGCACAAAAGCUGUUCUGGAGGCCAAGAUCUCCGCUCAGGACAUCAGCUCAGUCAAAUGGUACCACAAUGAGAAACUGCUCUUGCCCAGUGACCGAAUUCAGAUAGUGGCAAAGGGAGCCAAACAGCGUCUAGUCUUUACCAGGACCUAUGCCUCCGAUGAAGGACACUACAAACUGGUGGUCGGCAAGGUCGACACAAGCUGCAAACUGACAGUUGAACAGGUACACAUUGUGAAGCACAUGGAGGACCAAGUGUGCUCCGAGUCCCAGAACGUCACCUUUAACGUUGAAGUUUCUCACCCUGGUAUCGACCCGGUCUGGACUUUCAGGAACCAGCAGCUCAAACCUGGACCCAAAUACAAGAUGGAGUCCGAGGGCAAGGCUUACUCCCUGACUGUCAUCGACACCAUGAAGGACGAGGAUGGCCAGUAUGCGUUCCACAUUGGUGAAAAGACAUCCAGUGCCAAGCUCAUUGUCUCUGGUGGAGCCAUUACACGGCCCUUGCAGGACGUGACCGUGGCGGAGUCCCAGACAGCUGAGCUAGAGUGUGAAAUCGCCAACGCCAACGCUGAGGGAAAGUGGCUGAAGGAGGGUAAGCCCGUGGACUUCAAUGACAAUGUGGUGAGCGAGGUGAAGGGAGCCGUCAGGCGCCUCAUCAUCAUCAUCACCAGACCGCAGGACGUCGGAGAGUACACCUACAAGGUGGCCAACUCCAAAACCACCGCUAACCUCAGGGUGGAGGCGGUGAAGAUCAAGAAGACUCUCAGGAACCAGACUGUGACGGAAACCCAGGAGGCGGUUUUCACGCUGGAGCUCACCCACCCCGACGUGAAAGGAUCCCAGUGGAUCAAGAACGGCGUGGAGCUGCAGAGCAGCGACAAGUACGAGAUCACGUCCGAAGGCACGGUCCACACCCUGAAGGUCAAGAACUGCAACACACAGGACGAGUCUGUUUAUUCCUUCAAACUGGGAAAACUGUCCGCCAAUGCCAGACUCAACGUAGAGACGAUCAAGAUCGUGAAGAAGAUAAGGGACGUGACAUCACUGUUGGACAGCACCACCUCCUUUGAAAUGAGCCUGUCACAUGACAACAUCCCCGUCAGGUGGAUGUUCAAAGGUGUGGAGCUGAAGUCGAGCGACAAGUGUAAGAUUCUGUCAGAGAGGAAAGCUCACAAGCUGAUCCUCCAGAAGGUCGACAGCAGCGACGCAGGAGAGUACACCGCCGUGGUCGGACAUCUGCGGUGCAGCGCCGUGCUCACCGUGGAGGCUCUGAGAGUCACCAAACCCAUGAAGAGCCUGGAGGUCCCAGAGACUCAGGUGGCCACGUUCGAGUGUGAAGUUUCUCACUUCAACGUCCCCUCCACCUGGCUGAAGGACGGCGUGGAGAUCGAGAUGAGCGAGAAGUUCAGGAUCGUGGUUCAAGGAAAACUCCACCAGCUGAAGAUCAUGAACACCAGCAGGCAGGACUCUGCAGAGUACACCUUCGUCUGCGGGAACGACCGCGUCUCCGCAACGCUCACCGUUAGCCCCGUCCUGAUCACCUCCAUGCUGAAGGACCUGAACGCUCAGGAGAGAGACACCAUCACCUUCGAGGUCACCGUCAAUCACGAGGGCAUCACCUACAAAUGGCUGAAGAACGGCGUGGAGGUCAAGUCGUCGGACAGAUGUCAGGUCCGCAGCCGGCAGCUCACGCACUCGCUCAGCAUCCGGAACGUUCACUUCGGAGACGGAGGAGAGUACCAGUUUGUGGCUGGCUCCGCCGCCACCGCCGCUAACCUGUUCGUCGAAGCUCGUGUGAUUGAAUUCACCAAGAAAAUCAAGGACAUAAAGAUCACAGAGAAGAAGAAGGCGAUUUUUGAAUGUGAGGUUUCUGAGCCAAAUAUCCAGGUGAUGUGGAUGAAGGACGGCCAGGAGCUGGACGUGUCUGAGGAACGUUACAUCGUGACAGCAGAAAAGUACGUUCACCGUCUGAUGAUCCAGACGGUUCGUCUCUCCGAUGCUGGAGAGUAUUCGGUGGUGGCCGGAUCCAGCGUCUCCAAAGCCCAUCUGACCGUGGAGGGUCGCGACAUCCGGAUCUCUGAACCUGCUGAGCGGGAAAUUACGACUCUGGAGAAACACAGAGCAACCUUCGAGUUUGAGGUGAACGAGGACGACGUGGAGGGUCGCUGGCUGAGGAACGGGGUGGAGAUCCAGUUCUCGGUGGAGAAGCGGUUCAACUACGUGGCCAUCAGGAAGGUCCACCGCCUCACCAUCUCUGAGACCUACAGGGGCGACGCAGGGGAGUACACCUUCAUCGCCGGCAAAAACAGGAGCACCAUGAACCUCAGAGUCAACAUCCCAGAGCCUCCUCAGAUCCUCCGUCACAUGGAGCCUCAGUCGGUGGAGGCUGGUAAACCGGUCCGCUUCUCGGUGCAGGUGAGCGGCGUUCCUCAACCUCAGGUCUUCUGGUACAAAAACUCCCAGGCUCUGUCUCCGGGCUUCAAGUGCAAGUUCCUUCACGACGGCAACGAGCACACGCUCCUGCUGAUCGAAGUCUUCCCUGAGGACGCUGCCGUCUACAACUGCGAGGCCAAGAACGACUACGGCGCCGCCACGAGCACCGCAACGCUCAACGUGGAAGUCUCAGAGGUGGUUUCUCCGGAUUCGGCUGCUCCUGUUGCUCCUCCUGUCGUAGUCUCACCCAUCGCUAGCACUUCGGCCCGCGAGGGAGAACCGACUCGCUUCCAGUGCAGAGUCCGCGGAGAUGAUUUGAAAAUCAGCUGGUUCCACAAGGAGAAGGAGAUCAAGCAGUCAGACUUCUUCCGGAUGUCUCAGUUUGACGACAGCUGUCAGCUGGAGAUCUCCAGGGUUUACCCGGAGGACGAGGGCGAGUACACCUGUGUGGCCACAAACAACGCCGGGACCGUGUCCUGCUCCGCAACUCUAACACUGGACGGGCAAAAACAAACAGUGGACAGUCGUGCUGAGGCUCAGUGGCAUGUCUCCACCAGCCUCACCAGUAUAAAGAAACCUUCCAUUGGCCAAAAGCCAGUUUUCAUCCAGCCAAUCACAAGCUGCAUUGUGCAACAUGGAGAGGUGGCCCGUUUUCAUGCAAGUGUGUCCGGCAUGCCGAAGCCAGAGAUAAGCUGGUUCCAUAACCGGCAGCCAGUUCAGCCCACCAAGAACGUGGUGUUUCAUUUUGAUGAGGUGACGAACACCGCCACACUCAUCAUAGUCGAUGCUUUCUCUGAGCAUGCGGGGCAGUACACCUGCAGGGCAGCCAAUAACGCUGGAGAGGCCACAUGCUCCGCCGUCCUCACCAUUACCAGAGAAGAAGAAGUGACUCAUGUGAGAGAGCAGAUUGAAGCCAAGAUUGAGCAAGAAGUCAAAGAGCGUUGUAGCACCACCAUCACCACUGUGGAAGAACAAGAGGAAACCUACUACACUGGUGUCCAGUUACCACAGAAAACAAGAACACUUGAACUCAAGCCAGAGUCCAAACGUUACUCUUCCACUUUAGAGAAGAAAGAAAAGAAGCCAGUUUUCCUCAGCCAGCUCUCCCCAACUGCUGUAACCACUGGGGAAACAGCCAGGUUUACCAUCAAAGUGUCUGGCUUUCCAAAGCCGACUGUUCAAUGGUCUCACAAUGGAAAAGUGAUUAAGAGCUCCUCUAUAUACAAGCUGAUAGAGGAGAGGGAGGAGUACACGUUGGUAAUCACCAAGGUCACAUCUGAGUAUGAGGGUGAAUACUCUUGCACUGCCACCAACAGAUUUGGCGAGACAACAUGCACCACAUACCUUGAAGUGAAAAAGUCUGAUGUUAGCCAGGCAGAGAAAUGGGUUGAGAAGAUGUUUAAGGUCACAGGUCAACCUCCUACUUUCACAGUUCAGAUCGAACCUGUGAGGUGCUCAGAAGGGGGAGAGAUUUAUUUUAAUUACAAAGCCAGCGGUGAUCCAAUCCCUGAUGUGAAGUGGUUCAAGGGUGCGUUCCAGAUCCAGCCCAGUAGAAACUGUGUCAUUGUAGCCAACCCAAAUGGAUCUGGCUUCAUCAAUAUUAAGAGCAUCAAACAGGAAGACAGUGGGUUGUAUUCAUGUAAGGCCUCAAACCCGUUUGGGGAGGCGUCUUGUAGUGCUGAGCUUGUUGUGUUCAGAGAAUCAGUCUCUGUUUCUCACAAACAGGAGCAGAUGAAGGUGGUUCAGAAGAAAGGAUAUAAGGUUUCAAUGACAGAACAGGCAACUGAGUCACGCUUGUACCAGGUCAGCCUACCAGGCCAGGACAAAGCUAGGUCGGAUCAGAUGGUUUACACCAUCGGCACUGAAGACCGGCAGGUAAUUCCGAGUGAGCAAGUGGGCUCCCUUAGAGAACUAGAUAUCUCUGCUGCAACCAUUCAUCGUGAGCAGCUGACCCACCAGGCAGCAGUGCUUCAGUCUCAUGAGAUGGAGGAGAGAGUGUCUGUGGUUCCUACUCAUCCACCUCAGGUUUCAGCUGUUCCUGCGAAACAGCUUCAUAUGUCAGCGUUUACGUCGUCUGUCGAAGAGAGUCAAGACCUCAUAGAGCAACACUGUGAUCGCAUUCAAAGCCCUGAGGUCAUUGAGCUUCAGGCAGCUAGAGAAAAGAGGUUAAAGGUGAUGUCAGCUGUUGCUGAGGAGCUCACCUCACUCUCUACUGUUAGCACAGAGCCUCUGUCUGACAGGAAGCCUGCCACAGUCAGGCCAACUUCAGAACCUAAACAUCUCGUCAGUGGGCAUCAAGUUGAGUCACAACUGUCCAUCCUGAAAGAGCAGUCUCAGAACAUCCCCAAACCACAGGAGGAGAAGGGUUACAAGGUUAAGGAAGGUGUCAAGAUUUUAUACUCAGCCCAGUCCGCAGAAAAACAGGUGCUUGCAGAGGGCCACACAACUGAACUAGCAACAGCAGAUUCUGCUGUAAAGUCUUCCAUUAGAAAAGAACAGCACCGACCUGUCUUAGCAUCACUCAGCGAGUCUAAACAGACUUUUUCCAAAGAGACUAAGUUCUCCAUGCAGAGGCCCGCUGAGGAGGCAGCCCAUCUCUGUAAGGAUAAAAUGAUGAAGGCAGCUCUAACUGCUGAAGAGAAGCAAAUGCUGCAGGCUGAGCCUACUCAGCAGCUCCCUAGUCUGGACAGUGCCAUGUCCAUUCAGUCACAGGUAGAAGGAGAGCAGUUGUUGCACCUGCAGGUUAUCACAGACCAAGACCUCCUUCCAUCUGAGAGGAGCUUCACCUGUGAGAAACCAGCACCAGAGCAGGCAGGAACCAGAAAGAGUCCCACUCUGCUGCACACUGUUAGCCAAGAUGAGCAGAGGACAGUACUAUGUGAGGAUGCAUCAGAGUUUGAGGCCAAGGCUAGCACCGUGACCAUUCAGCCCCAGAAAGAGGCCCCUACUCUACUGUCACUCCAGUCAACCCAACCUGUGGAGGCGCUACCCAAAGAGGGAAUUCUCAUAAUUGAGAAGCCCGACGAGCAGGUGGCAGCACAGAAACAAGAAAAGACAAGGAGCCAUGCAGCCAUCUUGGAGGAGAGAAGGGAGCUCACAGCAGAUUACCACACAGAGCUGGAUUUGUCUGUGACUGGGGUUCAGUCUCAACUUCGAACUGAGCCCAGACCUCAAAACAUCCUCCAGCUGUCUUACCAGCCCAUGCAGCUGCCAAAGGAGACGCCGGUCACCACUGACGUCAAGCAGCAGCGGGCUUUGGUGCAGAGGGAGGAUCGCUGGAACGUGAUGCAUGUCACCAGUGUGGCAGAUAGUCACGCCCUAGAGGAGGGUCACACAGAGAGUCUUAUAGCCGUGGAUAAAUUCACCUGCCAAAUUGAUGUAGAGCCAAAAGUUCCCACUGAACCAAUCCAGAUUGAGGAGAAGGAGAUCUCCACUGAGAGUACUGUCCUUCUAGAGGCAACAGAACAGGACUUUGCUGUUAAGAUCCAAGAGGGCCAGUCAGUCAGGCAGUCGAUAGUGAUGGACGAGAAGCGAGUGCUGACAGGCGAGAUCUCUCAUGAGAUCACCAAGUCUGAGUCCACUAAAGUCGUCGUCACCUCACAGCCGAAAUUGUCCCUCAUGGCAUCAGAAUCAAAGGACAGCACAGCUCUUCCCAAAGAGAUGACAUUUGUGGUUAAGAUCCCUAAACCAUCCAGUCUGAAUAUACGGCGUCAGCUCAGAGAUGCCCUACAGUCAGCUGUGGCUAGCGACCAGCCAGUGUUGCUGGCGGAUGUUGUAGACAGGUUACAGGCUGUAGAAGUACAGGAAGUCAAGGUUCAACGAGAGCCCAAACUGGCCAUGUUCACAUAUCUCAUCACAACAACAGGUGCUCCCAUGGAGAUCACUCUGGCUUUUGAAGGUGAAUACCCUCAGACAGCUGACCUCAGGACUGAACUCCAGAAAGCUUUCCAAUCCAUAGUGUACCAGGAAGCCCAUGUUCUUACUUCAGAACAGCAGGGCACUUUGCAUCUAGACAAACCUCAAAGGGCACAGGUCACCUCGGCCCGCUCUAAGCAAAUGCUGUCAUCUAUGGUGGAGACAGUGAGUGUGGCAGAGACUACAGUGGAUUUCACUGGUGUUAAAUCUCAGGCUGCUGCACUCAAGACAGAGUCUAAAAUGGCAGCUGAAUGUGCUGCAGCUGAGCAACAGGUUGUGGUGCAGGAAUCCAAGGCAGCAAAGAUGGAACAGUCGAUCUCAUCCCAAAUCAAAGUUUCCACUGAGGCUCACAUGGCUUUCGAGCAGUCUGUACAGGUGUCAGGGCAGGAAGUGAGGUCAGUGAUGCUGAAAAGCCAAGAAAAAGAUGUAGGAGCUGCUAUUGUUACCACCACCCUGCCCCCCACCACUGUCCCCACCGAACAGGCAGUAGAUGUCAGCAUCCAGAAGGAGCACAGGGAGGAGAUCUUCAAAGAGGAGAUCAUAGUAUCCAGGCCAGAACAGAGAGAAUACCCUGUGAUAGUCACCUCCCUUAAAGACUUAUCUAUCGAAGAAGAUAGUAAAGUAACCUUUAGCACCACCAUUAAGUAUGUUACAAGAGUAAACUGGUUUUUCAAUGGACAAUUGGUGAAAUCUGGCAAAGAGUUCAAGUGUUCCAAAGACCACGACACAUACACAUUGGUUAUCAACAAAGUUGUCAAGGAGAGGCAUCAAGGAGAAUAUGUUUGUGAGGCUGAGAAUGAAGCCGGCAGGACUACAUCAUCUUCAAGGCUCACUGUGGUCUCAAGAGUGCCACCUGUCUUUAGGCAGAAAAUCACACCUCUGGAGAUAAACGUCGGCAGCCACGCCCAGUUCAAAUGUGAGAUUGAGGAUGCUCCAAGUGUGACCUUCAAAUGGUACAAGUCUGGCAUUGAGAUCAGACAGAGCGAGAAGUAUCAGAUCCUCAGCCACGACACCAGUUCCUCUCUGGAGCUCCUGAACCCAGUCAAAGCUGACAGUGGUGAAUACACCUGCAAGGCUUCAAAUCAGCAUGGCACCGACAGCUGCACUGCCUCGCUCAUUGUCACCGAACCACCUGAGUUUGUGCUGAAACUCCCUGCCACUAAAUUUGUGAAGCAUGGUGAGUCACUCCACCUGGAGUGCAAAGUCAGUGGCACAGCCCCUCUGAAAGUGACCUGGUACAAGCAUGACACCAAGGUCACAGACGGGGGAAACUACAGGACAUCAUUUGUUGACUCAGUACCAGUCCUGGAACUGCUCUCCACCAGCUUUGAUGAUGAUGGAGUUUACACCUGUGAAGCUCAGAAUGAUGCUGGCAGUGUCAGCUGCAGCAGCACACUUACUGUUAAAGACCCCCCAUCUUUUGUCAAAGUACCUCAGCCUGUUGAAGGGCUGAAGGGUAAAGACGUGAGUUUGUACUGUGAGAUGAGUGGUACAGCUCCGUUCCAGAUCACCUGGUUCAAAGACAGGAAACCUCUGAUGGAGAGCAGGAAGUAUAAGAUGGUGAGCGAGGGCAGCUCAGCUACGCUGCAUGUGACUGGGAUAGAGCCCUCAGAUGCCGGCGAAUAUGAGUGCAAAGUCUCAAACAGUGUAGGAAGUGACACCUGUCAGAUGUCAGUUAAACUCAGAGAGCCGCCAUCGUUUGUGAAGAAAUUGUCAAACAUGACAGUUAUACUGGGAGAGGAGGUGACCCUUGUGGCCACUGUUAAAGGCUCUGAACCCAUUACUGUGUCCUGGGUUCAAGACAAGGAUCACAUUCUCAGGGACGGUGACAACAGGAAAAUCACCUUUGAGAACAACCAGGUUGCUCUUAAAGUCUUUAAGGCCGAUGCAGCCACGGCAGGCAAAUACACCUGCCAACUCAGAAACGAUGCUGGGAGUGUGGAGUGUUUCGCUAACUUGACUGUUCUAGAACCUGCUAAAAUAGUGGAUAAGCCUGAUGCCCUGAGUGUGACGGCAGGUGAUUUAGCCGCCCUAGAGGUCAAAGUGUGUGGAACCCCAGAGCUCAUACCUAAGUGGUUCAAGGAUGGCACGGAGCUGGCCACCGGGAAGAAAUACAAAAUCUCAUUUUCUCGGAUGAUUUCCAGCUUGAACGUGCUCUCUGCUGAGAAAAAGGACUCUGGAGAAUACACAUUUGAGGUUAUGAACGAGGUCGGGAAGGACCUGAGUAAAAUUAAUCUCACCGUUUUAGAUAAGAUCAUACCUCCAACAUUCUCAAGGACGUUAAAGGAUUGUAACACAGUUGUUGGAAAAGCUGGAGAGAUGGAGUGCAAAGUGUCGGGCUCCCCACCUUUUACCAUCUCAUGGUACCAUGAUGGGGAGGAGAUACAAAGCGGGCCAAAUUAUGAAAUUUCAUUCAGCGAAAACAGCUGCAUGCUCAAAGUGCCCACGCUGAAGCUGUCCGACUCUGGAGUGUAUAAAUGUAAAGCUGUCAACAAGGCAGGAUCCAGUGAAACCACAGCCUCCUUGGUUGUCAAGGAACCUCCAUCUUUCGUGGUGCCACCACAGCCGGUGGAUGCAAUGCCAGGCUCUAACGUGACUUUCUCAGCCAUGGUGAAAGGCAGCGCCCCCCUCAAACUGAAGUGGUUCAGAGGAACAAAGGAAAUGCUGGCUGGACAGGGCUGUGAUUUCUCCCUGAAGGAUAACCAGGUUAUUUUGGAGCUUUUCAACGUGGUCAGCUCUCAUGCUGGAGAGUACACAUGUCAGAUCAUUAAUGAUGCUGGAAAGGAAAGCUGCCCAGUUAAUCUCACUGUCAAAGAGCCAGCAGCCUUCUCCAAGAAGCUGAAGGACGUAUCAGUUGAGAAGGGAAAACCUUUAGCUCUGGAGUGUACGUACACUGGAACUCCAAAGAUCACAGUGAACUGGUUCAAAGACGGCCAGCAGAUCUUCGCUUCUUACAAAUACAACAUCACCACGACUGAAAGCUCCUGCAUCCUGGAGUGUCUCAGUACUGACGACAAGGAGGCCGCAGGAAAAUACAGCUGCGAAGUGUCCAACGAUGCUGGAAAGGACACAUGUGAGGCAGCUGUGUCCAUCCUUGAGCCGCCGUACUUCGUCGAGUCUCUGGAGCCCAUGGAGGUGACCGCUGGAGACGCCGUGUGUCUGAAGUGUCAGGUGGCGGGCACACCCGAGAUCAAGGUGGCCUGGUUCAAAGCCGAUGGCAAAGUCCGGUCCAGCCCCACCUGUAAGUUGGAAUAUUUAAAGGGUGUCGCCUGUCUGAAGCUCAGCAAAGCCACCAAGGCCGACAUCGGAGAGUACACCUGCAAGGCAGAGAACCGGAUCGGUUCCGCCAGCUCCUCCUGCAGACUCAAUGUGCUAGAGGCCAAAACGCCACCGUCCUUCCCCAAGAAAAUCACCAGCCUGCAGCAGACGGAGGGUCAGCCGAUCAGGUUCGAGUGCCGCGUCGCCGGCUCGUCGCCCAUCGAGGUGUCGUGGCUGAAAGACGGCGAGCCUCUGAGGCAGGGAGACGAGUUCUCUAUGCUGUACGACGACAACACAGCUGUGCUGCAGAUCAGCCACAGCGAGAUGAGGCACUCUGGCGAGUACGCCUGCGUGGCCACCAACAGCGUGGGCUCGGCCUCCUGCAGAGCCAAGCUCACCCUACAAGAGCGUAAAAACCCCCCGGUGUUCACCAAGAAGCCCUCGGAGAACAUCGAGGACACGGAAGGCAAACUGGUGAAGAUCGAGGGCCGAGUCUCCGGCUCGCAGCCCAUGUCUGUCAGCUGGUUCAAAGACGACACGGAGAUCCACAGCUCCACCAAAUACGACAUCAGCUUUAAGAGUAACGUGGCCGUGCUGUGCAUUAAGAGCAGCCAGGUGAGCGACAGCGGCAGGUACUCCUGCCAGGCCUCCAACGAAGCUGGAAGAGCCUCCUGCGACGUCGCUGUGGGCAUCUUGGAAGCCAAGAAGCCUCCAGUCUUCGAUGUCCCCCUCAAACCGGUGACUGUGAACGGAGGCGAGAAGGUGAGCCUCAGGUGUCACGUCUGCGGGUCUCCUCCUCUGAAGAUCCAGUGGAUGAAAGACAGGAAAGACCUGAUUUCGGCCGGCAGCACCAGAAUCAGCUUCUCUGACGGGACGGCCUGCCUGGAGAUCAGCGCGGCCUCCAGACACGACGCUGGCGAUUACCUCUGCAAGGCCACCAAUGACGCCGGCAGCCAGUUCUGCAAGGCCAAAGUCACCGUGAAAGAAAAACCAGGAGCAGCACCACCUCCUGCUGAAGCUCCAGCUGCAGUUUCAACCAAAAAACUGGACAACCUGUUCUUCAUCGAGGAACCCAAAACUUCACACGUCACUGAGAAGGGCACCGCUACCUUCAUCGCAAAGGUGGGCGGCGACCCCAUCCCCAGCGUGAAGUGGAUGAAGGGGAAGUGGAGGCAGAUCACACAUGGUGGGCGGAUCUCCCUCGAGCAGAAAGGCCAGGAGGCCAAACUCGAGAUCAGAGAGGUGACCAAGUCGGACUCAGGUCAGUACAGGUGUGUCGCCUCCAACAAGCACGGAGAGAUCGAGUGCAGCGCCAACAUGCGCGUGGAAGAAAAGAAAGAGCUGGCGCUUCUCGAGGGAGACCUCCGAGCCAAACUGAAGAAGACGCCAUCAAAGCAGAAGAGUCCACAAGAGGAGAAGGACAUUGAUAUUGUUGAGCUUUUGAGGAACGUUGACCCCAAAGAGUACGAGAAAUAUGCCCGAAUGUAUGGAAUCACCGACUAUCGUGGCCUGCUGCAGGCCAUCGAGCAGCUGAAGAAGGAGAAAGCUGAAGAAAGUGGAAGACCGGAACUGGAACGUGGAGACAGAGAAUCUGAUGAGGACAUGGCCCGACUGGUGGCUGACCUGCAGAAGAGGAUGGAGCGGACAGAGCCUGUCACCGUGGUGAAGGACAUCUUCGAUCAGUCCGUCCUCACCAACAAGGAGGCACUGUUCGAGUGCGAGAUCAAAAUCAACUACCCAGAGAUCACCCUGUCCUGGUACAAGGGCACACAGAAACUGGACACCAGCGACAAGUAUGACAUCAGCAUCAGCGGUGAUCGCCACCUCCUCAAGAUCAAGAAGUGCCAGUCGUCUGACCAGGGCAACUACCGAGUGGUCUGUGGACCACACAUCUCCAGUGCCAAGCUCACUGUCAUGGAAGCAGAGGUUGAGAAGCAUCUGCAAGACACAUCGGGUAAGGAAGGGCAGUCGUGUACUCUGUCUUGUCAGUUGUCCAUCCCUAAUGUAGAGGCUCAGUGGUUUAAAAACGGCAAGCAGUUAGACAUGAAGGGCAGGUACACGUCUGAGGUGAAACACAAGGUUCAGAAGCUUCUGAUCAGAGACCUGAAGCCUGAAGACCAGGGUCGAUACAGCUGCAGAUACCAGCACCUGGAGUCCUCCGCCGACCUCUGGGUGGAAGCUGAACAAAUUCAUUUCACCAAACGCAUCCACAACGUUGAAGUCAACGAGCUCCAGUCUGCCACCUUUGAGUGUGAGGUGUCCUUCGACAAUGCUAUCGUUUCAUGGUACAAAGACACCUGGGAACUGAAAGAGAGCCCUAAGUACAACUUCACAAGUGAGGGCCGAAGACAUUUCAUGGUCAUCCGAAACGUGACCAUUGAAGAUGAAGGCGUGUACUCAGUGAUUGUGAGGUUGGAGCCCAGAGGAGAGGCUAAGAGCACAGCUGAGCUUUAUUUGUCUGGCAAAGAAAUUGAAUUAGCAAUGGUGCCCUGUGAUGUCCCAGACUCCUCAGUUCAGAGGCCUGAAGUGCCCUCAUCAGUGGCAAUUCAAGAAUCUGCUGAAUUCUAUCAUUAUGAAGAAGAGAUUAAACAUAGAGAAUCAGCUGAAUAUACAUAUCACUAUGAAGAGGAGAUGGAGGUGGAGCAAAGAGCUGAGUAUCAGAGCUGGACAGAGGAGACAGUAACACAGCAGGUGUCCACAACCAAAGCUGCCAGAGUUCCCCUUGUGGAGACAGUGGAGACCAAGAAAGUUGGAAUGAGUGAAGAAAUCCCAACAAAAGUUCCCAAAGCUGAGAAAAAGCCUGAAGAAAAACCGACACCAGCUAUGAAGGAGCCGACACCACCGAAAGUACUGGAGGCCAAAAAGCCAAUGGAGGAAAAGGUUCCCCUAGUUUCAGUCUCAGAGAAGAAGGAAGUUCCUGCUCCCAAAGAACUGGAGGAGAUUGAGAAGCCUGCUGCUGCUCCCUUGAUGCCUGCUGAAAAGCCUGGAGUGCCAAAGAAAGAUGAGCCCAAGCCUCAGGUACCAGCAGAGCCCAAAAAAGUGGCACCUGCAGUUAAGCCUGAACCUGAACCAAAGCCCAAACCGAAAGCAGAACCUGAACCAAAGCCUAGGCCCACAUCAACUCCCAAAGCAGAACCUGAAGCCAAACCUGGGAAGAUUGAGCCAGAGCCUGAAACUAAGCCGGCACCAGUAAAGAAGCCAACGAUUCAACCGUCCAAAGUUCCUGUGAAGGAGAAGGAGUCACCACCACAAGUCAAAGAACCACUGGUAAAGCCAGCUGCUCUUCAAAAAGAUGAAACCAAGGGACCCGUCCAAGCACCGGGAGGAGUUAAGAAAGAGGGAAAACCAGUAGAGGAAGCAGGAAGAGGUAGAGGUAGAGGGCUGAAACCCAAGAAGACCCCAUCCCCGGGAGAAGGCAGGGGCCGCGGCUUGAGGCCUGGCGGAAGAGGUACCCCACCACCGGAGGAACCUUUCGGAGGAUUCAAGCUCAAAGCUGUCCCUCUGAAGUUCAUCAAGAAGCUUAAGGACAUCGUGCUGAAGGAAGCCGAGUCUAUUGGCUCGUCUGCUGUGUUUGAGUGCGAGGUCUCGCCCUCCACUGCCACCACUUCAUGGAUGAAAGAUGACAGCAAUCUGCGUGAGAGCCCCAAGCACAAGUUCACUUCUGACGGCAAAGAUCGCAAGUUGAACAUUAUUGAUGUCCAGCUGUCCGACACUGGUGAAUAUACCUGUGUGGCCAAAAAUGCUGGCAAGGAAAUACUAUGCACAGCCAAGCUCAUUGUUGAAGAGCUACCUGUCAAAUGGAUCAAAGAACUGGAGGAGGAGACUUCAGCUUUUAAGGGUCAGCCUCUGUACAUGACCUGUGAGCUGAACAAAGAGAGAGAUGUGAUAUGGAAGAAGAAUGGCGAGAUCCUGCAGAAAAAGGCCAACAAGAUUCAGAUCAAUGUCAUUGGCAUGCAACACGCUGUGACCAUCCAGAACUCCCUAGAGGAGGAUGCUGGUUCCUACUCAUGUGAAGUGGCUGGCCAGGAGGAUAUCAAGACUACAACAAAGGUCAAAGUAACUGAAAUCAUCAAAGAUUGGAUUGUGAGACCGCUGAAAGAUCAGCAUGUGAAACCGAAGGCUGCUGCUACAUUUAAAUGCGAGCUAUUCAAGGACACCCCCAACUGGAAGUGGCUCAAAGGAGAGAAUGAGGUCACUCCUUCUGACAAGAUUGAGAUCAAGAAGGAUGGAAAGGAGCUGACACUCACUAUCAAGAACUGUCAACCUGAUGACGUAGCAGAAUAUGCCAUGGAGGUGGAAGGACGCAUCUACACUGCCAAGCUAACACUAGGAGAGCGGGAGGCUCAGAUCCUGAAGCCCUUGGUCAGCAUUGAGGUGGUUGAGAAGGAAGAUGCCAUAUUUGAGACAGAGAUCUCUGAGGAGGAUAUUCCAGGGGAAUGGAAGCUCAAAGGAGAGGUUUUGACCAGAUCCCCGAUGUGCGACAUCCAAAUGGAGGGUGCAGUUCGAAGGCUCAAACUGAAAAAUUGCCAGCUGGAUCAGGCCGGAGAAGUGUCCUACCAGGCUCUGAAUGCCAUAACCACUGCAAUGCUCAAUGUCAAAGAAAUCGAAAUGGACUUUGUUGUCCCGCUGAAGGAUGUUUCUGUGCCUGAAAAGAAACAGGCUAAGUUUGAAUGCACCAUCACGAAGGAUGUCUCUAAGGUCAUGUGGUAUAGAGGGGCUGACAUCAUCAGCCCAGACCAAAAGUAUGACAUCAUCGAUGAUGGAAAGAAACACAUGCUUAUCAUAAACUGCUGUGAGUUUGAUGACGAGGAUGAUUAUACAAUUGAGGUUUUGGGCAAAACUUCAAAAGCUAGACUCAAAGUGGAGGGUAUCAGGCUCAAAUUUAUCUCACCGAUAAAGGACCAAACUGUAAAGGAAGGCAAAACAGCUCGGUUCGAGCUGGAACUCUCUCAUGAGAACAUCCCCGUCACCUGGUACAAGAACGACGUUAAAAUUCAUCCGAGCAGAACAGUGGUCACUCAUGUGGACGGAAAAAAAUACGUGCUAGAAAUAAGGGAAGUGACUCUAGAUGAUACGUGCCAGAUUAAGGCUGAGGCCAAAGGAAUUCCUUCCAUGGCCAACCUGACGGUCAUAGAGGGAGAUGCGUACUUCACGGUUAAGCUGCAGGACUAUACUGCAGUGGAGAGAGACGAGGUGGUUCUAGAUUGUGAGCUCAACAAAGACGUCAAUGUCAUGUGGUACCACAAUGAGGCUGAGAUCAAGGCCUCUAAGAUGGUGGCCAUUAAGGCUGUGGACAAACGCAGAACCCUUGUCAUCAAGCGAGUUGGGGACAAAGACAAAGGACAGUACGUAUGUGACUGUGGAACAGACAAGACAACUGCAACACUGCACAUUGAAGCUCGCCACAUCAAGGUGGUUCGACCGAUGUAUGGCGCUGAAGUGUUUGACGGAGAGACCGCACGAUUUGAAGUAGAGCUUAGUGAGGAUGAUGUCCAUGGCCAGUGGAAACUGAACGGAGAGGUCCUCAGCCCAUCCGCUGACAUUGAGAUUGUGGAGGAUGGUGCCAAACACACUCUGGUCUUGUACAACUGCAAACUGCCUCAGACAGGCGAGGUGGUGUUUACCGCUGCCAACGCCAAGUGUUCUGCAAACCUGAAAGUGAAGGAACUCCCAAUCUCAUUCAUUACACCUCUGGCUGAUGUAUACGUGUACGAAAAGGAUGAGGCAAAGUUUGAACUGGAAAUUUCUAGAGAGCCCAAAAGCUUCCGUUGGCUAAAGGGAUCUCAGGAGUUGUCAAGCGAUGACAAGUAUGAACUCCUGGUAGAGGGAAAGAGGCACACUCUUAUUGUAAAAUCUGCCAAAUAUGAAGACGAAGCCAAAUACAUGUUUGAGGCUGAAGAUAAGAGGACAUCUGGAAAGUUGAUUAUUAAAGGUAUUCGCCUCGAAUUUAUCAAGCCAAUUAAAGACGUGACUGUUAAGGAACGAGAAACUGCAGAGUUCAGCGUUGAACUCUCUCACGAAAAAAUCCCGGUGGUCUGGUACAAAAAUGACAUCCGUCUGCACCCCAGCAAGAUGGUGCACAUGUCGGAGGACGGAAAAGUCCACACACUGGCCUUCAAGGAGGUCACCAUCGACGACACCUCCAUGAUCAAAGUCGAGGCCAUGGGCAAGACGUCAGAGGCCAUGCUCACUGUGCUCGAAGGCGACCUGUACUUCACAUUCAAGCUCCAGAACUACACCGCCGUUGAGAAGGACGAGGUGAUUUUGUCCUGUGAGCUGAGCAAAGCUGCCGGCGAGGUCCGGUGGUUCAAAGAUGGUAACGAAAUCUUUCCAUCCAAGAACAUUCUCUUCCAAUCGGACGGCAAGAAGCGCAUGUUGGUCAUCAAGAAGGCAGCGAAGAGCAACAUGGGAGCGUACACCUGCGAUUGUGGCACCGACAAAACCACAGCCGACCUGAACAUCGAAGAGCGCGACAUCAAGGUUGUUCGUCCACUGUACAGCGUGGAGGUCACAGAGACAGAGACGGCCAUGUUUGAGACGGAGAUUUCUGAGGAGGAGCUUCACGCCACCUGGAAACUGAAGGGAGAGACACUCCAGCCGUCUGCUGAGGUGGAGAUCAAGGAGGAGGGACCUCGACACAUGUUGAUCCUCUUUAACUGCAGAAUGGACAUGGCCGGAGGUGUCGACUUCUCGGCAGCGAAUGCCAGAUCCUCAGCUCAGCUCAGGGUCAAAGCCCGAGUGAUCGGCCUGAUGAGGCCUCUGAAGGAUAUCACCGUGACCGCUGGGGAGACCGCCACCUUUGAGUGCGAGCUGUCAUACGAAGGCAUCGCUGUCGAGUGGUUCCUGGGGGGUACAAAGCUGGAACCAAGUGACAGAGUGGUGUUGAAGGCGGAAGGUAAAGUCCACAGCCUGACUCUGCGAGACGUCCAGCAGAAUGAAGCUGGGCAGGUCAAACUCACCGCCAAAGACUUCCAGACUGAGGCCAGCCUCAUCGUCAGAGAGCCGCCAGUGGAGUUCACAAAGCCUCUGGAGGACCAGACGGUGGAGGAGGAAGCCACCGCCACACUGGAGUGUGAAGUUUCCAGAGAGAACGCUGAGGUGCGAUGGUUCAGGGACGGACAGGAGCUCAGAAAGACCAAGAAGUAUGAGAUGAUUGUCGACGGCCGCAAGAGAGCGCUGGUCAUCCACGACUGCACUCUGGACGACUCGAGGACAUACACUUGUGAUGCUAAAGACUUCAAAACCUCCUGCUUCCUCAGCGUUGAACCUCCACAUGUCGAGUUCACGAAGCCGCUCCAUGAUGUCGAGGUCAGAGAGAAGGAAUCCGCCAGAUUUGAAUGUGAAGUCUCCAGAGAGAACGUCAAAGUCCGCUGGUUUAAGGAUGGAAGUGAAAUCAGAAAGGGGAAGAAGUACGAAAUUAUCGCUCAAGGUCGCCAACACAUUCUCAUCGUGCACAAGUCCGUGUUUGACGAUGAGGCUGAAUACGAAUGUGACGCAAAGACUUCCAAAUCUUCCGGCAUGCUCACUGUCGUCGAGGAGGAGGCGAGGUUCACCAAGAACCUGUCCAACGUGGAGGGAACAGAGACGGACAGCGUGAAACUGAUCUGCGAGGUCUCCAAACCCGGUGCUGAUGUUACCUGGUACAAAGGAGACGAGGAGCUGCCGGAGGGCGGCCGCUAUGACCACAUCGUCGACGGGAAGAGGAGGAUCCUCCUCAUCCAGGACCUGAAGAUGACCGACGCUGGAGAGUACAACUGCAGGCUGAGCCCCAGCAUCAAAACCUCCGCAAAUCUCAGGAUUAAUGAGCUGGCCGCUGAGUUCACCUCUAGGCCUCGGGGCCAGGAGGUGGUGGAGGGCGAGAAGGCGCAGUUCACCUGCUCCGUCUCCAAGGACACCUUCGAGGUCAAAUGGCUGAAGGGUGACAAGGAGCUGGAGACAGGAGACAAAUACCAGAUGGUCAGCGAUGGCAAGCGACGAACUCUGGUCAUCAAGGACUGCGAGCUCAAAGACGAGGGCGGAUACGUGGUGUUGAUCGGACCGACCAGAGCCAGUGCCGACCUCACAGUGCUCGAGAAACUGAGGAUCAUCACACCGCUGAAGGACACGGAGGGCAGUGAAGGUCAGGAGGUCGUGCUGAACUGCGAGGUGAACACAGAGGGAGCGAAGGCCAAGUGGCUGAAGAACGAGGAGACGUUGUUUGAGAGCAGCAAGUACGUGAUGUUCCAGAGAGACAACGUCUUCUCUCUGAGGAUCAGAGAUGCCCAGAAGGGAGAUGAAGCCAACUACAGCAUCAACCUGCACAAUCAGAGAGGAGAGCAGGCCAAAAGCUCCUGCAACCUCACCGUCAAAGAGGAGAGUCUGCGGAUCGUGGUUCCUCUUGAGGACAUCGACACUCAGGAGAAGAAGACUGUCAGCUUCUCCUGUAAGGUCAACAGGCCCAACGCCACUCUGAAGUGGAUGAAGGCCGGCGAGGAGAUCGCCUUCAGCAAACGCAUCGUCUACAGAGUGGACAAAGAGAAGCACACACUGACCAUCAAAGACUGCACGCUGGCCGACGAGGGCGACUACACCGCCGUGGCUGGAGACGACAAGUCCACCGCAGAACUGAUCAUCAGCGAGGCACCGACGGACUUCAGCGUGCACCUGAAGGACCAGACCAUCACCGAGUUCGAAGAUGCAGAGUUUUCAUGCAAGUUGACCAAAGAGAAAGCAGAUGUCAAGUGGUACAGAAACGGACGUGAGAUCAGAGAAGGACCCAGAUACACAUUUGAAAAAGAUGGAAAGAUUUGCACCUUGCGUAUAAAGGAGUGCAGACCUGAUGAUGAGUGUGAAUAUGCCUGUGGUGUAGACGAGAAGAGAUCCAGAGCCAGGCUCUUUGUUGAAGAGACCCCAGUGGAGAUCAUCAGACCACCACAGGACGUGUUCGAACCUCCAGGCUCGGACGUUGUGUUCGAGGUGGAGCUCAACAAGGACAGAGUGGAGGUGAAGUGGUUGAGGAACAAUAUGACAGUUGUCCAGGGAGACAAAUACCAGAUGAUGAGCGAGGGUAAAGUCCACAGACUUCAGGUCUGUGAGAUCAGACCCCGAGACCAGGGAGAGUACAGAGUCAUCGUCAAGGACAAAGACGCCAAGGCCAAGCUGGAGCUGGCAGCUGUGCCUCAAAUAAAGACCAUGGACCAGAGCUACGUCACAGAUGUUGGGAAGCCCAUUGUUAUGGCCGUACCCUACACUGCCUACCCGAAGGCUGAGGCCAACUGGCUGUACAGCAACCUGAGUCUGCCCAAAGACAACAUUCAUACCUCCGUCGACCUCACAGAGUACCGGCUGAAGGACCCCAAGAAGUCCGACGAGGGCCGCUACAAGAUCAUCAUCAAGAACAAACACGGAGAGGGGGAAGCUUUCAUCAGCUUGGACGUCAUUGAUGUCCCGGGGCCCGUGAAGAACCUGAAGGUGAUUGACACGGCAGACGGCGAGGUCAGCCUGUCAUGGGAGGAACCCGAGAGUGACGGCGGCAGUAAGGUCAUUGGCUACGUGGUGGAGAGACGCGACGUGAAGCGUAAGACCUGGACACUGGCCACCGACCAUGCCGAUAGUCCAGAGUACACGGUGACUGGCCUCCAGAAGGACUCCAUGUACCUGUUCAGAGUCUGCGCCCGAAACCGGGUGGGCAGUGGACCUAAUGUAGAGACUGACAAACCUGUACAGGCCAAGAACAAGUUUGAUGUUCCCGAUGCUCCUCUAAACGUGAUUGUGGGCAACGUCACCAAGUUUGGCUGCACUGUCUCCUGGGAGCCUCCCGAGUCAGACGGUGGCUCUCCCAUCACCUCUUACAUCAUUGAACUGCGCGACCGGACGUCGGUGAAGUGGUCGCCCAUCCAGGUGACCAAAGCCGACGAGCUCAGCGCCAUCAUCAACGACGUCAUUGAGAACAAAGAGUACAUCUUCAGAGUCAGAGCCGAGAACAAAGCCGGUGUCGGCAAGCCCAGCGCCGCCACACAGCCCGUCAAGAUCAUGGAUCCUAUCGAGCGUCCCAGUCCCCCUCUUAACCUGUCCUGGCAGGACCAGAACAAGAGCUCAGUGCAGCUCUCCUGGGAGACGCCCCUUAGGAACGGAGGCAGCAUCAUCACCGGAUACAUCAUCGAACGCUGCGAGGACGGCAGUGGAAAGUGGCUCCGCUGCAACGCCCGCCUCUGCCCUGACCUCAACUACAAGGUGUCUGGUCUGAAAUACGGAACCAGUUACAACUACAGAGUGUUUGCUGAAAAUGCCGCCGGAGUCUCUGACCCGUCAAACAUCAUCGGACCUCUGCUGGCUGAUGACUUGCAUGUUGGUCCAACCUUUGACCUGAGCGCUUUCAAAGACGGCCUGGAGGUGAUCGUCCCCCACCCUCUCAUCAUCAGAGUCCCCAUCACCGGAUACCCGACUCCCGUCGCCAAGUGGACCUUCGGAGAGAAGGAGCUGACCACCGCUGACGAGCGUGUCUCCCUGAUGACCAAGUCCACAUUCACAGAACUGAUGGUCACGCCAAGCGUCCGCCCGGACAAAGGCAUCUACUCCUUGCAACUGGAGAACGACGUCACAUCUGUCACUGGAGAGAUCGAAGUCAACGUCAUCGCUGCGCCCAGCGCACCAAAGGACUUCAAGGUCCUGGAGGUGACACGGCAGCACGUCCACCUGAGCUGGGAGGCCCCGGAGCACGAUGGAGGAAGUCCUCUGACAGGCUACCAGGUGGAGAAACGGGACGUGUCACGCAAGACCUGGGUCAAGGUGGUCACAGGUAUCCAGGAUCAGGAGUUCACCGUCACCGACGUGGUUGAAGGGAAGGAGUAUCUGUUCAGGGUCACUGCCUGCAACAAGUGUGGACCAGGAGAGCCAGCGUACAUUGACGAGCCCGUCAAUGUCUCCUCUCCUGCCACUGUCCCCGACCCUCCAGAGAACCUGAGGUGGAGAGACAAGUCGGCCAGUGGCAUCUUCCUGACAUGGGAGCCACCGAAGUACGACGGUGGCAGUAGCAUCCGAGGAUACAAUGUGGACCGCUGCCAGAGAGGAAUGGAUAAGUGGGAGCCCUGCGGGGACCUUGUGCCCGAGCUGAAGUGCCAGGUGACGGGUCUGAUUGAGGGCCAGUGGUACUCCUACAGAGUCCGAGCCCUGAACCGACUCGGAGCCAGCCGGCCCUGCAAGGCCACCGACGAGAUCCAGGCUGUUGAUCCCAAAGAACCUCCGGAGAUUAAUCUUGACGCAAAGCUGCUGGCCGGUCUGACCGCCAAGGCAGGCAGCAAGAUCGAGCUCCCCGCCGAGGUAACAGGUAAGCCCGAACCCCGGGUGAAGUGGACCAAAGCUGACCUGGUCCUCAAACCGGACGACAGGGUGUCCAUUGACACCAAACCAGGACACUCCACCGUCACUAUUGCCAAGACCAAGAGACACGACAGCUCCACCUACAUCAUCGAGGCCACCAACAGCAGUGGCCGUGCCACUGCAACUGUCGAUGUCAACAUCCUCGAUAAGCCUGGUCCUCCGGCUGCCUUCGACAUCUCUGAAAUCACCAACGAGUCCUGCUUCUUGGCCUGGAACCCUCCACGUGACGACGGUGGCUCCAGAGUCACCAACUAUAUUGUCGAGCGCCGAGCUACCGACAGUGAGAUCUGGCACCGGCUGUCCUCCACCGUCAAACAGACCACGUACAAAGCCGUGGGCCUGGUCAAGUUCAAGGAGUACAUCUUCAGAGUCUUCGCUGAGAACCAGUUUGGUGUUGGCCCACCGGUUGAAAACCCAUCCAUCAUCGCCAGAUACCCCUUCGACACUCCUGGAGCUCCUUAUAAAUUGGUGGCUUCGGACAUCGCCAAGGACUCGCUCACUCUGGCCUGGUAUGAGCCUGAUGAGGACGGAGGAAGCCCCAUCACAGGAUACUGGGUGGAGAGAUAUGAACCUGACCACGACAAGUGGAUCAGAUGCAACAAGCUACCCAUCAAAGACACCAACUACAGAGUCAAAGGUCUUCCCACCAGGAAGAAAUACAAGUUCAGAGUACUGGCUGAGAAUUUGGCUGGAACUGGAAAACCCAGCAAGGAGACAGAUCUGAUCCUCGUCAAAGAUCCUAUUGAUCCUCCAUGGCCUCCUGGUAAACCCACCGUGAAGGAUGUGGCUAAGACUUCCUGCUUCCUGAUGUGGACCAAACCGGAGCAUGAUGGCGGAGCAAAGAUCGACGGCUACGUCAUUGAGAUGCUGAAGAGCGGUACCAUGGACUGGAUCCGCGUGGCAGAGAACAUCAGCAUCCUGGAGCACUUCCUGAAGGGCCUAAUGGAGAAGCAGGAGUACUCGUUCAGAGUGCGGGCUGUUAACGUGGCUGGAGAGAGUGAACCCAGCGAGCCCAGUGACCCAGUGCUCUGCAAAGAGAGACUCAACCCUCCUACGGCUCCUCGCUGGUUGGACGUCGUCAACAUCAGCAGAAACAGCGCCGAGUUGAAGUGGACAGUGCCCGAGCGCGAUGGAGGCUCACCCAUCACCAACUAUGUGGUGGAGAAGCGUGACGUCAGGCGUAAAGGCUGGCAGGUUGUGGACACCACAGUCAAGGAGCUGAAGUAUACUGUGACCCCACUCAACGAAGGAUCACUGUACGUGUUCCGCGUCGCUGCCGAGAAUGUCGUGGGUGUCGGACCGUUCUGUGAGCUGGAGGACUCUGUGCUGGCCAAAGACACUUUCACUACUCCUGGGCCUCCGUACGCCCUAGCUGUCGAUGCUGUCACCAAAAGAUAUGUGGACCUUCAGUGGGAGGCACCUAAAAACGAUGGUGGCAGACCCAUCCUCAGGUAUUCCAUUGAGAAGAAGGAGAAGCUUGGAACUCGCUGGGUUAAAUGCGGGAAAACUUCAGGUCCGGACUGUAAGUACAGAGUGACAGAUGUCAUCGAGGGAACAGAGGUUCAGUUCCAGGUCUGCGCUGAGAACGAGGCCGGUGUCGGACAUCCGAGCGAACCAACCGAGAUCCUCACCAUCGAAGAUCCAACAGGUGUCCCAUCACCGCCCAUCGAGCUGCACGUGACCGGAGCCAGCCGGGACUUCCUUUCCAUCGCCUGGAAACCUCCGCAGAGAGAUGGGGGCUGUCGCAUCACCGGCUACCACAUCGAGAUGUGCGAGGCUGGAACAGAGAAGUGGAUGAGGGUCAAUUCCCGUCCAGUGAAGGAGCUGAAGUACCGCGUAGAGGAAGGUGUGGUCCCCGAGAAAGAGUACAUCCUGAGAGUGAGGGCAAUCAACGCUGUCGGAGUUAGCGAGCCCUCCGACAUCUCCGAGAAUGUUUUCGCCAAAGACCCUGACUGUAACCCGACACUGGAUUUCAACACUCUGGACCUGGUUGUUGUGGAAAAGGAGAAGCUACACAUCCCAGUUCCCUUCAGAGCCGUUCCCUCACCCAGAAUCACCUGGCACAAAGACGGCAAGGAGCUGAAGGCCAGCGAACGCCUCGGCUUCAGGAAGGAGUAUACUUCCUGUCACCUGGAGAUUGACUGCAGCCUACAUGCUGAUGCCGGAGUGUACAAAGUGACUCUGGAGAACACACUGGGAGCCGCCAGCGCCACCAUCAAUGUCAAAGUCAUCGGUCUUCCUGGUCCCUGUAAGGAGAUUGUGGCCUCCGAGAUCACAAAGAGCUCCUGUAAAUUGUCCUGGGAUCCUCCAGACUACGAUGGCGGCAGCCCGAUUCUUCACUACGUCCUGCAGCGGCGUGAGGCCGGCAGGAGGACAUACGUCAAUAUGAUGUCUGGAGAGAACAAGUUGAGGUGGACCGUCAAAGACCUCAUCCCCAGCGGAGAGUACUACUUCAGAGUCCAGGCCGUCAACAAGAUCGGAGGAGGAGAGUUCAUCGAGCUACGCAACCCGGUCAUUGCAGAGGACCAGAAACAUGCUCCCGACCCACCGGUAGAUGUCGAGACCCACAACCCCACGUCCAGCACCGUCACUCUGACCUGGAAGCCUCCCAUGUAUGACGGCGGCUCCAAGAUCAUGGGCUACGUCCUGGAGAAGCAGCAGAGGGGCGAGGACAAAUGGGAGAGGUGCAACGACUUCCUGGUGCCCGUCCUGUCCUACACUGUCAGAGGACUGACGGAGGGCAAGAGCUACACUUUCAGAGUCAAAGCCGAAAACGCGGCUGGAGUCAGCGAGCCGUCACGCAACACACCGUUCGUCAAGGCCUCGGACGCCAUUGAUCCUCCAAAGGUUUUCCUGAGCGGCAGCCUGCAGUCCGGUCUCAGUGUGAAGCGAGGCUACGAGAUCUGCCUGGAUGCCAACAUUUCCGGUUCGCCAUACCCUGAGAUCACCUGGUACUGGAACAACCAGGUGAUCCGGCCUGAGCCGCUCCGCAAGAGGACAGCAAAGCCCCUGAAGAAGAAGGUAGAGAAGAAGGUGGAGGAGAAGAAGGAGGAGGAGAAGAAGGAGGAUGGUGAGGCCGUGAAGAAAGAGGAGAAGAAGGAGGGAGAGGUGAAUGAAGGAGAGGAGAAGAAGGAGGCGGAAGCCGCAGAGCCGGAGGUGGAGGAGUCCGACUACCCGACGAUAAACGAGCGUCUAACCAUCAACAACAGACGCAGGGGCACGUCCUCCGUUGUCAUCAAGGACUCAAUUCGCCCCGACCACGGCAUCUACAUGGUGAAGGUGGAGAACGACCACGGCAUGGCCUCGGCAACCUGCGAGGUCAACGUGCUCGAUACUCCCGGUCCGCCUGUGAACUUCAGUUUCGAGGAGGUGAGGAAGAACUCUGUGAUCUGCAAGUGGGAUCCCCCUCUGGAUGAUGGUGGCAGCGAGAUCCUCAACUACACUCUGGAGAAGAAGGACAACUCGAGGCUGGAGAUCGGCUGGAUCACCGUCACCUCUACACUGAGAGGAUGCCGCUACCUGGUCCCCAAACUCAUUGAGAAGAAGGAGUACAUAUUCAGGGUUGUCGCCGAAAACAAGUUUGGUGCUGGUCCUCCUUGUGUCUCCAAGCCACUCAUCGCCAAGAAUCCUUUUGAACCUCCCGAGGCUCCUGAUAAGCCACAGAUUGCUGAUAUCACGGCCCACAGCAUGCUGGUCACGUGGAACGAGCCGAACGACAACGGCAGCCCCAUCUUGGGAUACUGGGUGGAGCGUCGCGAGAUCAACAGCUCACACUGGGCACGUGUUAACAGGAACAUUGUCCCCGAUACUGAGCUGAAUGUUGAAGGUCUGCUGGAGGGGAUGACUUACAUCUUCAGGGUGGCAGCUGAAAACCAGGCCGGCCCAGGAAAGUUCAGCGUCCCCUCUGAACCCAAGACGGCCCAGGCUCCGAUAUUACCUCCUGGACCACCAGUUGCCCGGGUGGUGGCGACCACCGACUACUCCAUUGAUGUAGAGUGGGACCCACCUGCUGACAAUGGUGGAGGAGAGAUCCUGGGAUACCAUGUGGAUAAGACCAUGGCUGGUACCAAGGACUGGUCCAGGUCUACAGAGCGUCCUUGGAAGACCCGGGCCUUCACUGUCUAUGGAGUCCGUGAGGGAGCCAAGUACCUGGUCAGAGUCAUUGCCUGCAAUGCUGCUGGAGAGGGAACACCAGGAUUCACAGAGUCUGUGUUUGUCAAGAAUCCUGCAGAGUUGCCAGUGAUUGAACUGAACCUGUCUGUCAAGAAUGGCGUGGUCAUCAGAGCAGGAGAGACACUCCGUGUACCUGCUACAGUCACAGGAAAACCCUACCCGUCCAUCACCUGGACCAAGGACGACAAUAAACCUGACAAAGACCGCGUGGAGAUCCUCACUGAGGGCAAUGACAGCAUUGUUUCAAUCAAGAAUGUCCAGAGGAAGGACUGCGGCAAAUACCAGAUCUCCGCUUGUAACCCCAGCGGCACCAAGGCUGCUUGGACCAGAGUGGAGGUUAUGGAUGUCCCUGGACCUGUCACAGACCUGAAGCCUGUUGUUGUCACUCGUAAGAUGAUCUUCCUGAACUGGGAUGACCCUGAGGAUGACGGAGGCAGUGACCUAACUGGCUUCAUUGUGGAGCGAAAAGAUGCCAAGAUGCACACAUGGAGGCAGCCUGUUGAAACCACCUCCUCCAAAUGUGAGUGUGUGGGCAUCAUGGAGGGACAGGAGUACAUGUUCCGUGUCAUCGCCAAGAACAAGUAUGGCAUGGGUCCGCCCGUCGAGCUGGGGCCCAUCAAGGCUGUAGACCCACAGGGCCCACCAUCAUACCCCGAAAAGUUCCAUUACACUGAGCGCACCAAGAACUCUAUCACAUUGGCCUGGAAGCCACCUCGUAAUGAUGGAGGCAGCCCUGUCAUCGGCUACUUUGUUGAGAAGAAGAGGCAGGACCAGCAUGCCUUUGAGCCUUGCAACACAGAAAUCUGCCCAAACAUGACAAUGACUGUGGAGGGCCUGGACGAGGCCUGGAUGUAUGAGUUCAGGAUCAAGUGUGCCAAUCUAAUUGGAGAGAGUGAGCCAUCCAUCCCACUUACUGUGGUCAUCCAAGAUGAUGAAGUGGCUCCUGAGAUCCACAUGCUGAAGCACUUCAAGGGUGACUCCCUUACCGUGAAGAGGGGUGAACCCAUUGAAAUCCCUGCCGAUGUCCUAGGACUCCCCAUCCCUAAGAUUGAGUGGUCUAAGGACGACUUGGUGAUUGCGAAGCCCACUGAGACUUUGCUGAUGGAGACCGAAGUUACCGGUAGGAUGAACUGCAAGACUACACUAUCUGUCCCAGCAACAAACAGGAGGGACCGCGGCAGCUACACUGUGUCUGCCUCCAACAACAUGGGCACAGCAACGCAUACCAUCUUUGUCAUGGUGCUGGACCGACCACUUCCACCCAGGAAUGUGACAGUGUCCAACAUCAAGGCAGAGUCCUGCUACCUCCACUGGGAUGCACCACUUGAUGAUGGUGGCAGUGAGUUGACCAACUACAUUGUUGAAAAGAAGGAUGUGGUGACAGAGGGGCUGGAGCUGGAAGAGGGACAGGAAGCUCCGCCUGAACCACAGUGGGUGGAGGUUACCAACAGUAUCAUUGAUAAGAAAUAUGGGAUGUGGAACCUCGAGACUAACAAGACUUACUUAUUCCGGGUCCGAGCUGAGAACCGCUAUGGUAAAUCUGACCCCUGCACGACAGAGGAAGUCCAGAUCACAGACCCCUUCGGCCUUCCUGGCCCACCCGAGAAACCAGCCAUUGCAUUGUACUCUAAGACCUCCAUGACCCUGACCUGGGAGCCUCCCAGGGACAACGGCGGCUCCAUGAUUAUCGGCUACUGGCUGGAAAAGAGGGUGAAAGGCACCAACUACUGGGCCAGAGUCAACAAGAUGCCGAUCACCAAGAGGGGCAUAAAAGGCUGGGAGCACCAGGUGACUCGUCUGUUUGAAGGAAUAGAGUACGAGUUCAGGGUUGCUGCCUGCAAUUCUGCAGGAAUUGGACCAUUCAGUGGACCAUCUGACUCUGCCUUAGCUGUCGAUCCACUUACUCCACCAAGCAUGCCUGCUGCUCCUGAGGUGGCUGAUAAAACAAAGCACAGCGUCACACUGUCCUGGAAACCACCAGAGAGGGAUGGAGGAAGCCCCAUCAAGGGCUACAUCAUCCAGAUCCAGGAUGAAGGGACAUCCGAUUGGGUGAGGGUGAAUGACCCCGACACCCUUCACCCCACAACUGAAUUCACUGUGCCCAGCCUCCGUGAGCUGAAACGCUAUCGCUUCAGGAUCAUCGCUGUCAAUGACAUCGGCGAGUCCGACCCCAGCCCCCGCACCAGCGAGGUUCUGGUUGAGGAUAUACAGCUUGCACCUUCCAUCACCAUCGACGUGAUGGCCGAUGACCUGCUGUGCAUCCGUGCUGGAGAUCCAAUCAGGAUACCUGCCACCAUCAAGGGCCGCCCUGUUCCCAAGGUGACUUGGGACUUUGAUGGCAAAGCCAAGUCCCACAAGAAGAACAAACUGCACACGCUGCCCGUGGACUCCGAGGUUGAGUCCACAGACACCACAUCCAUUGUGAACAUCCCGGUAAGCAUGAGGAGCCACUCUGGACGCUACACCAUCACUGCCAAGAACAAGUCCGGACAGAAACACGUCAACGUCAGAGUCAAUGUCCUUGAUGUCCCUGGACCUCCAAAGGACUUGAGGGUUACUGACAUAACUCGGGCUACUAUGAGGCUGAUCUGGAAACUCCCCGACAACGAUGGAGGAGAGAGAAUUAAGAGCUACUAUAUCGAGAAGAAAAGUGUCAAUGACAAGGCCUGGACCAAGGUGAAUGCAGCCUGUGCCAACCAGGCCUUUGUGGUGCCGGGUCUGCUGGAGGGUCAGGACUACCUGUUCAGGGUCCGAGCUGAGAACAGACUUGGAUUUGGCCCAUUUACAGUCACCACUGAACCUGCUCGGGCCAGAGACCCCAUCUACCCCCCCGACCCCCCCACCAAGCUGAAAGUCAACCUGGUGACAAAGAACACUGUCACUCUGAGCUGGGAACCUCCCAAAAACAACGGCGGCUCUCCAGUGAAGCAUUAUAUUAUCGAGCGUUUGAGCUGGGACACCAGCGGUAAGGAAAAGGAGACCUGGAAACAGUGCAACAAGAGAGACGUGGAGGAACUCACCUUUGUGGUGGAGGACCUGAAGGAGGGAGGCGAAUACGAGUUCAGAGUAAAAGCCGUGAACGCUGCUGGACCCAGCCGACCCUCCGCCACUGUUGGACCAAUGGUCAUCAAGGAUCAGACAUGUCCUCCCACCAUCGAGCUGCGUGAGGCCAUGGAGGGCGAGGAGGGCUGUGAUGUCAGCAUCGUGGCAAAGGUGAGCGGCUGUCCCUUCCCCACACUCACCUGGAAGAAGGCCGGCCUGGCCAAACCUGAGGAGAAGGCUGCCAUCCAGUACGACCAGCACAUCAACAAACUGGUGACCCAGGAUAAGUGCACGCUGCUGAUCCAGCAGGCAAGCAGGCACGACAGUGCCCUCUACAGCCUGACGGCCAGCAACAAUCUGGGCACUGUCACCAAGGACAUCAAGCUGUCAGUGCUGGGACCUCCUGGCCCGCCUGUCGGACCAAUCAAAUUCACCGAAGUGUUUGCAGAGAGGAUUGGCCUGGCCUGGAACCCUCCCACAGACGACGGUGGAUCCAAGAUCACCAACUACGUGGUCGAGAAGCGCGAGGACAACAGGAAGUCCUGGGUCCACGUUUCCACCGAUCCCAAGGAGUGCGCCUACGUGGUGAACCGGCUGACAGAGAACCACGAGUAUGAGUUCCGAGUGAUGGCCCAGAACAAGUUUGGAGUCGGGCCUCCGCUGGUCAGCGAGCCGGAGAAGGCCAGAAACCUUUUCACUGUUCCGGGUCAGUGUGAGAAACCGACUGUAACGGACGUCUGUCUGGAGUCGAUGGCCGUCAACUGGGAGGAGCCAAAGUACGAUGGCGGCUCCUCCAUCACCGGCUACAUCAUUGAGAAGAAAGAGACCACCGGCAAGCGCUGGACCCGCGUUACCCGCGACCCGAUCCGAGCGCUGCCGCUGGGCAAUAACUGGCACGUCACUGGCCUGCUGGAGGGCUCCAUGUACCAGUUCAGGGUCAUCGCUGUCAACGCCGCUGGCUGCGGUCUGCCCAGCAUGCCCUCUGACCCCAUACUCUGCAGAGACCCCAUCAAGCCUCCCGGGCCGCCCACUCCGAAGGUGACAGACUGGACGAAGUCGACGGUGGACCUGGAGUGGAUCCCUCCUCUGGUGGACGGAGGGUCAAAGGUUACUGGCUACAUCGUGGAAUUUAAGGAGGUUAACAAAGAGGAGGAGGAGAAGAAAGCUCAGAGGAGGCUGCUGCUGAGCGACGCCGAGGAGGAGAAGGAGCCCGAGAGUGAGGAGAGCUGGAUGAAGGCAAAGGACACAGAGAUUAGAGGAACCAAGUUCGUGGUGGCUGGUCUGAAGGAAGGCGGCCUGUACCGCUUCAGAGUCCGAGCCCUGAACGCCGCCGGAGUGGGAGACCCAGGACUCGUGUCUGAGCUGAUCGAGGUCAAAGACAGAACAAUUCCUCCUGAGAUGGACCUGGACGCCUCUGUGAAAGAGAAGAUCGUGGUCCACGCCGGUGGCACCAUCCGCAUCAUCGCCUAUGUGUCCGGUAAACCUGCCCCACAGAUCACCUGGUGCCGAGACGACGCCGAGGUGCCCAAAGAGGCUGUAGUGGAGACGACGGGCAUCUCCAAUUCACUGGUCAUCAAGAACUGCAGACGCCAACACCAGGGCAUCUACACACUGAGCGCCAAGAACGAGGGAGGAGAGAGGAGGAAGGCUGUCAUCGUCGAGGUCCUGGAUGUCCCUGGACCGGUUGGUCUCCCCUUCGCUGGUGAGAAUCUGACCACCGACUCCUGCAAGUUGACCUGGUACUCCCCCGAGGAUGACGGCGGCUCGGCCAUCACCAACUACAUCAUCGAGAAGAGAGAGGCGGACCGCAUGGGUUGGACCUCAGUGUCCUACACGGUAACAAGGAACAAUGCCGUGGUUCAGGGACUCAUCGACGGCAAGGGCUACUUCUUCAGGAUCGCAGCUGAGAACAUCAUUGGCAUGGGACCUUUCAUUGAAAUUGACAAGAUGGUUCUCAUCAAGGACCCUAUCUCCGUCCCUGAGCGUCCAGAGGACCUGAUCAUUACCGCCAUUACCAAGGACUCCAUCUCUGUCGCCUGGAGACCACCCAAGUAUGACGGAGGCGCCGAGGUGACCGAGUAUGUCCUCGAAUCCCGCAUGAUCGGCCGGGACCACUUCACACGCGUAGGCGGCAAGAACAAGCUGAUGGACAGGAAGUUCACACUGACUGAGCUGAAGGCAGGCUCCAGCCACGAGUUCAGAGUCUCCGCCGUCAACCAGGUGGGACAGGGCAAACCGUCCUUCGCCACCAAACCCGUGCAGUGCAAGGACGAGCUCGAACCACCCACUCUGGACCUGGACUUCAGGGACAAGAUGAUGGUGAAGGUGGGAGACAGCUGCACGCUGUCGGGACGCUACAGCGGCAAACCGGCCCCAGCUGUCACCUGGAAGAAGAACGACGAGGAGCUGAAGGUGGACGAGGAGAUCGGCCUCCACAGCACCGCCCGCCAUCUCAGCCUCAACAUCAGCAAGGCCAAGAGAGAACACAGCGGCCGCUACUGCGUCAGCGUGGAGAACGCCGCCGGAGCUCGCACAGGAAUCUGCACCGUCACUGUGGUUGACCGUCCUCAGCCUCCAGAGGGCCCUGUGGUGUUCAACGAGAUUUGGAGGAACUACAUGGUGAUCUCCUGGAACCCUCCUCUGGAUGACGGAGGCUGCGCCAUCUCCAACUACAUCAUUGAGAAGAGAGACACCAAUAGAGACCUGUGGAUGCCUGUCACCUCGUCCUGCACCAAGACCACCUGCAAGGUGCCGAAGCUGAUCGAAGGUCGUGAGUACAUCAUCAGGAUCAUGGCUCAGAACAUGUACGGCAUCAGUGACCCCCUCCUGUCCACAGAGACCAAGGCCAGAGACAUCUUCAAGGUGCCCGACGCUCCUAAACAGCCCACAGUGAAGGAGGUUUACCAUGACUCUGCCCUCAUCAGCUGGGAGCCACCUGCCGAUGGAGGAAAACCAAUCACAGGCUACAUCGUAGAGAGGAAGGAGACCAUGGCCAACAGGUGGGUUCGCUGCAACACAGAGAGAAUCCAUCCGAAGGUGGAGUACUGGGUGACGGAGUUGCUGCAAGGUUGUGAGUACGAGUUCAGAGUCAGCGCUGAGAACGAGGUGGGAGCUGGAGACCCAAGCCCACCAUCCAAACCUGUCUUUGCCAAAGAUCCCAUAGUGAAACCUGGUCCACCAGUGAACCCCAAGACCAUCGACUACACCAGGGAGUCAGUGACUCUGUCCUGGGAGCCACCUACCGACACCGGCAGAGGAAAGAUCUUCGGAUAUCUGUUGGAGUACCAGAAGGCUGGAGAGGAAGAGUGGCACAAGGCGAACCAGACUCCAGACUCCUGCCAGGAGACCAAGUUUAAGGUGAUAAACUUGGACGAGGGUGCUCUCUACCGCUUCAGAGUUAUGGCCGUUAACGCUGCCGGAGAGUCUGACCCUGCUAAUGUGAAGGAGCCAAUCAGAGUACGGGACAGACUUGAGCCCCCAGAGCUUAUUCUGGAUGCCGGAAUGACUCGAGAGGUGAAGGCCAUUGCUGGCACUCACAUCACUCUGAUGGCUGCCAUCAAAGGUUUCCCGUUCCCCACGGUAAACUGGAAGAAGAACGAUGCUGAAGUUCCCACCAGGGCCGACAUUGAGACCAACCAAACAGGCACUAAGCUGGAGAUGAGGUUCUGUAACCGUGGCGACUGUGGAGACUACACCUUAACUGUGGAAAACCCAGCCGGAUCCAAGACCGUCACCUGCACUGUGCUGGUCUUCGACAAACCUGGUCCCAUCCAGCACCUCCGGGUUUCUGAUGUCAGGAGUGACUCUGCCUACCUGUCCUGGAAGGACCCGGAGGACAACGGCGGUACUCGCAUCACAAACUUUGUGGUGGAGAAGAAAGACACAGCAUCCACUCAUUGGGUCCCUGUCUGCUCCACAUCCAAGAAGCGCAGCAUGAUGCUGAAGCACCUGAUGGAGGGCACAUCCUACGUGUUCAGAGUUGCUGCUGAAAACCAGUAUGGCCGCAGCGAAUACGUUGAGACGCCUAAGGCCAUCAAGGCAAUGAACCCACUCUUCCCUCCUGGUCCUCCAAAAGACCUGCACCAUGUCGACGUGGACAAGACUGAAGUGUGGCUGGUCUGGAACUGGCCUGACCGCAAUGGAGGAAGUGAGAUCACAGGAUUCCUGGUUGAGUAUCAGGAAGAGGGAGAGAAGGAGUGGGAUGAGUGGAAGACUGUCAGCAUCCCUGAGAGUCAUGUGACUGGCCUGGAGGAAGGAAAGACCUACCGCUUCAGAGUGAGGGCUGAGAACGCAAUUGGCCUCAGCAGACCCGACACCACUGUGCCUAUCCUCUGCCAGGAGAAACUGGUGCCCCCGAUUGUCGAGGUGGACGUUAAGCUCAUUGAAGGCAUCAUUGUGAAGGCUGGCACCACCAUCAGGUUACCAGCUAUUAUGAGAGGAAUCCCCAUUCCCACUGCCAAGUGGUCCAUUGAAGGAGAGGAGAUCAUCAGCCAGGGCAAUGUCAAGAUUGACACUGACAACUUCUCCACUGUGCUCAUCAUUAAUGAGUGCACCAGGAACCACACUGGCACCUACCUGCUCACUGUGUCCAACCCAGCUGGAACCAAGACAGUUGCCUUGAACGUCACCGUCCUGGAUGUUCCCGCUGCUCCGAUUGGACCUGCUAACAUCCUGGAAGUCACUCCUGACUCCAUGAUGAUUGAAUGGCGUCCUCCAAAGGAUGAUGGUGGUAGCCCUGUCACCAACUACAUCGUGGAGAAGAGAGAGUCCAACAAGGAGACCUGGGGAGGUGUGAGCUCUGGCAGCCUCGCCACCCAGCUCAGAAUUACACGCCUACAGAAGGGAGUGGAGUAUGUGGUUCGCAUUCGUGCUGCGAACAAGAUGGGCAUUGGCGCUCCUCUGGAGAGUAAGCCCACUGUUGCUGAGCACUCCUUCAUGCCGCCCAGCCCCCCUGGUAAGCCACAGACCUCCGAUAUUUCAGAUGAUGCUGUUACAGUCGGCUGGACCAUGCCCCUGUCUGACGGUGGCAGCCAGAUCACCGGCUACAUCAUCGAGCGUAGACACAUGGGAGGAAAGUGGAUCCGUGUCAAUAAGACACCCUGCAAGGACCUGAGGUACAGAGUCCUGGGUUUAUAUGAGGGCAAUGAGUACGAGUUCAGAGUUUUUGCUGAGAAUAUUGCCGGCUACAGUGGCCCUUCUCCCAUCUCUGACCCCUGCAAGCCCUGCAGGCCUAUCACCGUCCCCAGUCCCCCUGUCAACCCUAAAGUUAAAGAUUACAGCAAGACCACCGCUGACCUGGUGUGGACCAAACCCACAAAAGACGGGGGCAGCCCUAUCCUCGGCUACACUGUGGAAAUUAAAAAAGCAGAUACUGAAGAAUGGAAAAAAGUGAACCUGGACGAUUUCAUAAAGCAGUGUGCCUACAGAGUGAAUGGUCUGGAGGAGGGCGCGACCUACAGAUUCAGAGUCCGUGCCUCAAACAUGAUCGGAGAUGGAGAGCCGAGAGAAAUCCCAGAGUCCAUUACUGCUCAGGAUAUUCUCAUCCCUCCAGAGAUUGAGAUGGAAGCCACCUGCCGCGAUCGUGUCACUGUGCGUGUCGGACACAACAUCAACAUCAUCGGUUACAUCAAGGCCCGUCCUGACCCCGAAGUACUUUGGUUGAAGGACGAGACAGUUUUGGAGAACAACAAACGCGUCACCAUCACUCAGAACCUGCCUGUGGUCAACCUGAGGAUCAAGGAGGCUACAAGAGCUGACCAUGGCAAAUACAUCCUUAAGGCUUCAAAUGAGGGUGGUGAGGCCUCCUGCACCAUCACAGUCAAUGUGUUAGACAGACCCAGCCACUGCCAGAACCUGAACAUUACCUAUGCAACCAAGGACUCAUGCAUGAUCAACUGGGAGGCCCCUAACGACAACGGUGGAUCCGAGAUCACCAACUACAUUGUGGAGUGCCGUGAGCCCAGCAUUAGCAUGUGGUCUAUGAUCUCCUCCAACUGCACCAAUCGCAAGAUCAAGGCCAAGCUGAUGGAGGGCCACGAGUACCUUUUCCGUGUCUGCGCCGAGAACAAGAUGGGGCCUGGACCCUCUGUGGAGACCAAGACCCCUCUACUGGCCAUUGACCCCAUCGAGAAGCCUGGUGAGCCUGAGAACUUCAGAGCUACUGACAUUGGUAAGAACCACGUCUAUCUGAGAUGGAGGAAGCCUGACUAUGAUGGUGGCAGCCCCAACCUCUCCUACAACCUGGAGUGCAAAGCCAAAGAUGCUGAGGAAUGGGAGAAACUAAACACUGGCAUUCUCACUGACACCUUCUUCCUGGCUGACAAGUGUGUAGAGAACCAGACGUACACCUUCAGGGUGCAGACCGUCAAUGAAGGAGGCGAAAGUGCCUGGGUGAAACUUGCUGAUAUUCUGGUGAGGGAGGAGCUCCAGAAGCCUGUCAUUGACCUGAAACUAUCCGGAACUCUGACAGUGAAGGCUGGAGAGUCAGUCAGGAUGGAGGCCGCCCUGAGAGGAAAGCCCCAGCCUGAGGUCAAAUGGACAAAAGACAAGGCUGUUGGAGACAACCCCAGAAUUAGCUGGGAGACUGGCCUAGAUUACUCCAAGUUCCUUAUGACCAAGUCAAGACGCACUGACAGCGGAAAGUAUAUCAUCACUGCCACCAACCCAGCUGGCACGUUCACAGGAUAUGCCAAUGUCAACGUCCUGGAUGUCCCUGGGCCAGUAAGGAACCUCAGGAUUACUGGCACCGGAGCCGACAAGUGCAGAGUGGUGUGGGAUGCUCCGGAGGAUGAUGGAGGUUGCGAGGUAGACAGCUUCAUCUUGGAGAAAUGCGAGACAAGGAGGAUGGUCUGGUCUACAUACUCAGCCUCUGUAGUCACACCGUACUGCAACGUCACUCGUCUAGUGGAGGGCAACGAGUAUAUCUUCAGAGUGAGGGCUGAAAACAAGAUGGGAACCGGCCCCGCCAUGGAGAGCAAGCCUGUCACUGUCAAGACUCAGUUCAACAAACCUGGACCCCCUGAUGCCCCAGAUGUCACCAAGGUGAGUAAAGAUGAGAUGACGGUGGUAUGGGCUCCUCCUGAGAACGAUGGAGGAAAGUCGAUCACCGGUUACAUUCUGGAGAGGAAAGAGAAGAGGGCAGUGCGCUGGGUGCCGUGUACCAAGAGCCCCAUCUCCGAGAGACGCAUGAAAGUCACCAACCUAAUUCCUAAUCACGAGUACCAGUUCAGGGUGAAGGCUGAGAACGAGGUUGGUCUGGGAGAGCCCAGCAAACCCUGCAGACCCGUUGCAGCCAAAGAUCCCAUCGAGCCCCCAGGUCCACCUGCAGGCCUAAAGGUGGCUGACAGCACCAAGACCUCUAUCACAUUGUCCUGGUCUAAACCAGUGUACGAUGGUGGUGCACCCAUUAUUGGCUACAGUUUGGACAUGAGGCUGAAAAGUGAGGCAGACCCUGAGAAGCCCACAGAGGGCUGGAAGAGAAUUGACACCCAUGGCCCAUUGGUGCUCAAAGAAUUCACCAUUGGCCAGCUGGAUGAGAAGCAGGAGUACGAGUUCAAGGUGUCUGCCCAAAACCAGGUGGGCUGGGGACGCCACGCCUACUUGAAGGAGGCUGUCUUUCCCAAGGAGAUCCUGGAGGCUCCAGAGAUCGAGCUGGAUGCCAGUCUGAGAAAAGGCCUGGCUGUCCGGGCCGGCUGUCCAAUCAGGCUUUUUGCUGUGAUCAGAGGAAGGCCCGCCCCCAAGGUUACCUGGAAGCGCCUGGGUGUGGACAAUGUGGUCCGACGAGGUCACGUGGACCAGGUUGACACCAUGUCCUUCCUGGUCAUCCCUGAGAGCACCAGAGAGGAUUCUGGGAGAUACUCGCUGACUCUGUCCAACUCAGCUGGAGAAAAAGCUGUAUAUGUCCGUGUCAAAGUGCUCGACACUCCUGGUCCCGUCGGUGGCCUGGAGGCAACUGAUGUCACCAAGACAACAGCUCAGCUGUCCUGGUUGCCACCAGAGAAUGAUGGUGGCAGCCCCAUCCUCAACUACAUUGUGGAGAAACGGGAGGUGGAUAGGAAGACAUGGAACAAGUGCACAGAAGACUUAAAGAAGACCAGCUUCAAGGUGACCAACAUGACACCUGGCAUUGAGUACUACUUCAGAGUCACGGCCUGCAACAAGUAUGGCAUCGGAGUUCCUCAGGACUCAGCUAGGUCCUACCUGGCUGUUGAUCCUAUCAGUGAGCCUGACCCUCCGAAAAAGAUGGACGUGUUGGAUAUCACCAGAAACAGUGCCACACUUGGUUGGCUGAAGCCACUGAGAGACGGAGGAGCCAAGAUCAACGGUUAUGUGGUGGACUACCAAGAGGAGGGCGCACCUGAGGACAAGUGGACACCUUACUCUGUGGUCAAAGACCUGACCAUUGUGGUGGUUGGUCUUAAGGAAGGAAAGAAGUACAAGUUCAGAGUCGCAGCCAGGAACUCAGUGGGAGUCAGCUUGGCCCGAGAGGCAGAAGGAGUGUUUGAGAUCAAGGAGCAGCUCAUGGCUCCUAAGGUCAUCAUGCCCGACACUGUGACAGUCAGAGCUGGGUCCAGGAUGGUGAUUGAGGCCAUUGUGGCAGGUAAACCCGCUCCCUACUGCAAGUGGAAGCAGGGCAACGAGGAUGUGCUGACAUCUGACCGACUGUCUGUUGUAAAGACACUGACAACCUGCACACUAAUCAUCAAGAACGUGACAAGAAAGGACAGCAGCUACUACAGCCUGUCAGCUGAGAACAGCACUGCCAAGAUCAACCAAAUCCUCAGAGUCAUCGUCAUGGACAUUCCUGGACCCCCUGAAGCUCCUCUAGAGAUCACCGAACUGGACAUAGAUGCCUGCACACUGUUGUGGAACUCGCCACAAGAGGACGGCGGCAGCAACAUCACCAACUACAUUGUGGAGAAGUGUGACGUCAGCCAGGGCGACUGGAUCCCUGUGUCCACAUCCUGCACUAAAACCAGCUUCAGAAUCACCAAACUGACACCUGGCAAAGAGUACGGCUUCCGAGUCCGUGCUGAGAACAGGUUCGGCAUCUCUGAGCCCAUUUAUUCUGAGAAGAUGAUCGCCAGAUAUCCCUUUGAUCCUCCCAGUGAGCCCAGAAACCUGCAGAUCAACAAGGUCAACAAGGACUUCGUCAUCCUGUCAUGGGAGCGUCCCAGCAGCGAUGGCGGCAGCCCCAUUGCUGGAUAUUCCAUUGAAAAGAAGGAGAGGAACAGCCUUCUGUGGGUGAAGGCCAAUGAAUCCAUGGUCAAAGCCACUCAGUACACCUGCAGCAACCUGAUCGAGGGCCUGGAGUACACGUUUAGAGUGUCUGCACACAACCUGGCUGGACAGGGCAAACCUUGCAAACAGACUGACUUCAUCACUGCCAGGACUGCUGUUGACCCACCAGGUAAACCAGAACCCAUGGAUGUGACCAAGCACUCCGUGUCACUGGUUUGGAGCCGUCCUAAGCAUGAUGGCGGCAGCAAGCUGAUUGGCUACUACGUGGAGUACACAAAGCUUCCAGAGGAGAAGUGGACUCGCUGUAAUGCCAACUGCAUGAACAUCCAGACGGAGAACUAUGUGGUGACCGGUCUGGAGGAGGGCCAACAGUACCAGUUUAGAAUCAUCGCCAAGACGGCUAUCAACAUCAGCCUGCCAUCAGAGCUGUCCGACCCCAUACCUGUCAUCGCAGAAAAUGUUUCUCCUCGUGUGGAACUGGGUGUCAACAUGAAGAACCUGAUCGUGGUAAAAGCCGGAGAGAACGUCUGCCUGGACGCUGAAGUGUUUGGCAAGCCGCUGCCAAAGGUGAGCUGGAAGAGAGAUGGAGUGCCUCUGGUCCUCACCGAAGGAAUGAAGAUGACCCACAAGAAACAUGUCCACCUGCUGGAGCUCUACUCUGUCACCAGGAGGGAGUCUGGAGACUACACAAUAACUGCCGAGAACAUCAAUGGCACCAAGUACGCCACCAUCAAGGUCAAGGUGCUUGACAAACCAGGCCCUCCAGCCUCUGUGAAAAUUACUAAAGUGUUUGCAGACCGUGUUAAACUGCGAUGGGAGCCCCCACUUGCAGACGGCGGUUCUGAGAUAACCAACUACAUCAUCGAGAAGCGUGAGACAAGCAGGGCCAACUGGGCACUGGUAACCUCCAACAUCCACGGACACAUCACCGACUGCUCGGUGGAGAAACUCAUUGAAGGACAUGAGUACCAGUUCAGAGUCAGUGCUGAGAACCAGUAUGGUGUGGGAGACCCCAUCAUGACUGAUGCCAUAAUGGUCAAGAACCCAUACGAUGUUCCCGGUCCAUGUGAGCCACCAGUCAUAACCAACAUUACCAAGAACUCCAUGACAAUCAGCUGGAAGGCUCCAGCUAAUGACGGCAAGGCUCCCAUUCUGGGCUACAUGGUGGAGAAACGUGAAGCCACUGAACUGACCUGGGCUAAAAUCAACCGCCGGCCAGUCAUUGACAGGACCAUCAAAGCUGUUCAGCUGACUGAGGGCUCUGAGUACGAGUUCAGAGUCAUCGCCAUGAACAAGGCUGGUCUGGGCAAACCCAGUGAUGCAACCAAUGCUGCACUAGCUGUCGAUCCUGUCUAUCCUCCUGGCCCACCUGCCUUCCCCAAGGUGGUGGACUCCACCAAGAGCUCCAUCAGCCUUAGCUGGACCAAACCUGCGUACGACGGUGGCUGUGAGAUUAUUGGCUACCUGGUGGAGUGCAAACGAGCAGAAGCCGAGGACUGGACAAAGUGCAACAUCCCGAAAAAGCUCCAGGCCACAAAAUUCUUGGUGACUGGCCUGAUGGACAACACAGAGUACCAGUUCAGAGUCAUCGCUGUCAACAAGAUUGGCUACAGCGAGCCCAGUGAAGUCCCUGGAAACCACAUGGCCAAGGACAUCCUAAUUGCUCCUGAAGCUGAACUGGAUGCUGACUUGAGAAAGGCUUUGGUUCUUCGAGCCGGUGUCACCAUGAGGCUCUACGUCCCGCUAAGAGGGCGCCCACCACCGAAGGUGACAUGGACGAAGAUGAACGCCAACCUGAAGGAUAGGCAGGGCCUGCUGAUCAAGACAUCAGACUGGGACACCUUACUGAUGAUUGAGGACAUUAACAGAUACGAUGCCGGAAAAUACAUCCUAACGCUGGAGAACAGCAGCGGCUCCAAGAGCUACACCAUCGUGGUCAAGGUCCUUGAUUCUCCUGGACCGCCUGUGAACCUGAUCGUAAAGGAGACCUCCAGAAGCCACGCCUGCAUCACCUGGGAUGCCCCGCUGAUUGAUGGUGGCAGCCCGGUGAAGAGCUACAUUGUAGAGAAACGUCUGGCUGAGAGGAAGGCCUGGACCUGUGUGGCAGCAGACUGCCCCAAGAUUUCCUUCAGGAUUACCAACCUGGAAGCGGGACAGGCCUACUGCUUCAGAGUGCUAGCCGAAAAUGCGUAUGGCAUCGGAGAGGGCUGCGAGACUGCCGGCAGCGUCCGAGCCUCAGAGCAACCAGGUCCAGUGACGGACUUCAAAGCUCAGAAGACCACCAAGGACUCCAUCACCCUGGGCUGGAAGAAGCCCAUCAGCAAUGGUGGAAGCCACAUUACUGCUUACAUCCUGGAGCAGAGUGAAGGCGAAGACAAAUGGAAGCAGAUCCUCAAGGGCAAGCACACCUCACACACCAUUGGCGAGCUGAAUGAGGGCAAGGAGUACUUGUUCAGAGUCAAGGCACUCAAUGAGUCUGGGGAGGGACCACCCACUGAGCUCACUGUUGUUGCCAAGGACCAGUUUGUGCUACCUGACUGCAACUUGAGCAGUCUUCCUGAUGGCUGCUACGUGGUGAAGGAGGGCAGCACCAAGCGUAUCAAUAUCCCCAUCACCGGAGUACCCUAUCCCACUGCCACCUGGAAGAAGGGCGAUGUGGCACUUGGAGACACUGGACGGAUGUGUGUUGAGGCAUCUCAGGGUGUCACCACGCUGCUAAUAAGAGACUGCCAGAGAGGAGAUGCUGACACUUACACCAUCAACGUCAGGAACAGCGCUGGCUCCAAGGACUGCAAGUUCCAGCUGAAGGUGGUUGGCAAGCCAGGCAUCUGUACUGGACCCAUUAAGUUUGACGAGAUCACAGCCGACGGCAUCACCCUCGAGUGGGGACCACCCAAAGAUGAUGGCGGUGCAGAGGUGUCUAACUACAUUGUGGAGAAGAGGAGGACGACAGACAAUAAGUGGGCCACGGUGGCUUCAGCCAUCCAGAAGACUACCAUGAGGGUGAUCAGGCUCCACGAUGGACUGGAGUAUAUCUUUAGAGUGUUUGCUGAGAACAAGUAUGGGGUUGGAGAGUAUCUGAGGUCUGAACCUGUCAUUGCCCAGCAUCCAUUCAAUGUGCCCGAGGCGCCUGCUCCUCCAGAAAUUGUGAGCAUCCGCCAUGAGUCUGCCAUCCUGACUUGGGCUGAUCCAAGGGACACUGGUGGCUCCCCAAUUACCGGAUAUCAUGUGGAGUUUAAGGAGCGGAACAGUCUAAUGUGGAAACGGGCCAAUAAGACUCCUCUGAGAGUGAAAGAGUGCAGAGUGACUGGCCUGAUAGAGGGACUAGAGUACGAGUUCAGGGUGAUGGCCAUGAACAUUGCUGGCCUAGGGAAGGCAAGCAAGGUCACUGAGGCUGUGGUUGCCUUGGAUCCUAUUGAUCCUCCUGGAAAGCCUGAGGUGAUUAACGUCACCAGGAGCAUGGUCACCCUGAUGUGGACUGCUCCCAAAUAUGACGGCGGCUACAAGCUGACCGGUUACAUGGUGGAGAAGCUGGAAGCUGGUGGAAAAGCCUGGAUGAAGGCCCAUCAUGUCAACAUCCAGGGCUGUGCCUUCACCGUCACUGACCUGGCAGAGGGAUCUGGGUAUCAAUUCAGGAUCAGAGCCAAGAAUGCUGCUGGGGCUAUCAGUGCUCCUUCAGAGUCUACUGAACUUCUGACCUGCAAGGAUGAGUACGAGCCCCCAACCAUCACUAUUGACCCAGACAUGAAGGACGGUGUAUCGGUCAGGGCAGGAGAUACCAUUGUGAUCUCAGCCUCCAAGAUUGUUGGCAAACCUCCACCCACUGCUGUCUGGUCCAAGGGAGGCCGUGAGUUCAAGAACUCUGACAUCAACACCAUUACCAGCACCCCCACCUCCUCUACUCUGUCCAUCAAGUACGCAAGCCGGAAGAACACAGGCGAAUACACAAUCACAGCCAGCAAUCCCUUCGGCAUUAAGGAAGAACAUGUAAAGGUGAAGGUCCUGGACGCGCCUGGACCUCCAGGCCCCAUUGAAGCCAGUAACAUUUCAGCUGAGAAGUGUACUCUGACCUGGCUUCCCCCAGAGGAGGAUGGAGGCUCCUCUAUUAAGUCCUACAUUCUCGAGAAGAGAGAAACCAGCCGCCUGCAGUGGACCAAGCUAGCUGAAAAUGUCGUGGACUGCAGAUAUAUAGCCAGUAAACUAAUCAAGGGCAAUGAGUACAUCUUCAGAGUGUCUGCUGUGAACCAGUAUGGCAUUGGAGACUCAAGCCAAUCUGGUCCAGUCAAAAUGGUUGACAGUUUCCGCCCACCAGGCCCACCCUCAGCCCCAGACAUUGAUAAUGUCAGUAGGAAUGCUGUCACCAUUUCAUGGAAGAGACCAGCACAGGAUGGCGGAAGUGACAUCGGAGGAUAUUGUGUAGAGAGGAAAGAGAGGAGAGGAAUGAGAUGGGUGAGAGCCAGUAAGAGGACGAUCCCUGACCUGCGCUUUAAGGUGCAAGGCCUGAGUGAGGGAGUAGAGUAUGAGUUUAGAGUCACUGCUGAGAACAAGGCUGGAUUUGGAGAACCAAGUGAGCCAUCAUGCCCUGUGUUGACCAAGGAUAUUGUGUAUCCACCUGGUCCUCCAUCCAAUCCCAGAAUUACAGACACCACAAAAACCACAGCCACCUUCGCCUGGGGCCGACCCCACUAUGAUGGUGGUCUGGAAAUAAUCGGAUAUAUUGUUGAGUACAAAAAGGAGGGGCAUGAUGACUGGGAGAUAGAGACACAGUACUCGUUGAAAGAUACUGAAUACGUUAUUGGUAAACUUCAAAAAGGUGGCAAAUACCACUUCAGAGUCAGCGCUGUAAAUUCUGAGGGAGUUGGCGAGCCUGCAGAGGUUGAGAAAGUGACUGAACUUGUGGACCAGGAGACAUUGCCAGACUUUGAGCUAGAUGCUGAACUCAGGAGAACCCUGGUGGUCAGGUCCCGUGCUUCAAUCCGAAUGUUUGUUCCCAUCAGGGGCCGUCCUGUUCCUGAAGUAACAUGGAGCAAAGAUGAUACCAACCUGAAAACACGUGCACACAUUGACACCACAGAGUCCUACACUCUACUGGUUAUUCCUGACUGCAGCAGAUACGAUGCUGGAAAGUACCACCUCUGUCUGGAGAACGUUGCUGGAAAGAAGACAGGCUUUGUAAAUGUGAAAGUUCUGGACACACCAGGACCACCAGUCAACCUCAAACCUAGAGAGAUCACUAAGAACAGCAUCACCCUUCAAUGGGAAAUACCCAUAAUUGAUGGUGGUUCUAAGAUUCAUAACUACAUUAUUGAAAAGAGAGAGGCCACCAAGAAGGCCUACAAGGUGCUUAGCACCACAUGGCAGAAGUGUUCCUUCAAAAUUCCAGACCUUGAGGAGGGAACUUAUUACUACUUCCGUGUCUCUGCUGAGAAUGACCUGGGUGUAGGUGAGCCCGCUGAAACUGCAGAACCAAUUAGGGUGUCCCAAGCCCCCUCUGCACCAGAGAACUUGUAUGUCACAGAUGUGACUGCUGACAGUGCCAGCCUUGCAUGGAUCAAGCCCCUGCAUGAUGGUGGCAGCUUGAUCACUGGAUAUGUCAUUGAGGCCCAGAAGAAGGACGCUGACCAGUGGGUCCAUGUGGCCACCAUCAAGGCUCUUGACUACACUGUCACAGAUCUGAUUGAGGGCGCAGAAUAUACCUUCCGCAUAAUGGCUGUCAAUGCAUCGGGUAGGAGCGACCCCCGUGAGAGCAGACCUGCUAUUAUCAAAGAGCAGACUUCCGCUCCUUCCUUUGACCUGCGUGGAGUCUACCAAAAGACAGUCAUUGCCAAAGCAGGGGACCGUGUCAAGGUGGAGAUUCCAGUGCUCGGCAAACCCAGACCUAUGGUUUCCUGGAAGAAGGCCGACACAGUGCUCAAGGAGACACAAAGAAUCAACACUGAAACCACACCAACAUCAACUAUCCUCAACAUCAGUGAGAUCAAGAGGACUGAUGGAGGCCAGUAUUCCAUAACUGGAAAAAACAUGCUGGGUACAAUGACUGAAACAAUCACAGUCUUAGUCCACGACAUUCCAGGUCCUCCCACCGGUCCCAUCAAGCUGGACGAGGUCUCAUGUGAUUAUGUUCUUAUGUCCUGGGAGGCACCAGAAAAUGAUGGAGGUGUUCCCAUCAACAACUAUAUUGUUGAGAUGCGGGAGACCACUGGUACUUCAUGGAUGGAGUUGGCAGCUACAGUGAUCCGCACCACAUUCAAGGCAGUUCGACUCAACACUGGAACCGAAUAUCAGUUCCGUGUCAAAGCACAGAACAGAUAUGGCAUUGGACCAUGCAUUGUCUCUGAUCCAGUGGUGGCUGCAUAUCCAUUUGAUGUGCCAGGCCAGCCAGGCACUCCUGUGGUCACAUCUUAUAACAAGGAUGCUAUGACUUUGAGUUGGAAUGAGCCCUCUUCUGAUGGAGGCAGUGCUAUCCUGGGCUAUCAUGUGGACAGAAAAGAGAAAAACAGCAUUCUGUGGCAGAGGAUCAGCAAAGCUCUUGUUGUUGGAAAUAUCUUCAAAUCAGCAGGACUUAUUGAUGGAAUUGCAUAUGAACACCGUGUUACUGCUGAAAACAUGGCCGGUCUCAGCAAACCAAGCAAACCCUCUGAGCCUAUGUAUGCUCUGGAUCCAGUUGACCCACCAGGCAAGCCUGUGGCACUGAAUAUCACCAGACAUGAGGUUACAGUGUCAUGGACCAAACCAGAUGGAGAUGGUGGAUUUUCCAUCACAGGAUACACAGUAGAGAGGAGAGAGAUGCCCAAUGGACGUUGGCUCAAAGCCAACUUCAAUAACAUCCUAGAAACCAUCUACACAGUCAGUGGUCUGACUGAAGAUGCAACUUAUGAAUUCCGUGUGUUUGCUAGAAACUCAGCUGGUGGAGUCAGUGCUCCAUCCCAGCCAUCAGAAGCAAUCACAUGCAGAGAUGACAUUGAAGAGCCCAGGCUUGAUGUUGAUGCAUCGUAUAGCAGCAAUGUUGUUGUCAUGGCAGGAGAGGUAUUCAAGCUGGAGGCCAGUGUGACUGGCAGGCCAAUCCCAUCUCUGGUAUGGACCAAGGAAGAAAAGGAGCUUGAGGAUACAGCCAAGCUAGAGAUAAAGACAUCUGACUUCCACACAACUCUAAUAAACAAAGAUUCUCUGAGGAGAGAUGGUGGUGCUUUUACUCUGACUGCCAGCAAUCCAGGUGGUUUUGCCAAGUUCACAUUUAAUGUCAAAGUACUCGACAGACCUGGACCACCAGACUCCCUAACUGUAACUGAUGUCACUGCUGAGAAAUGUGUCCUUAAUUGGCUUCAUCCAACACACGAUGGUGGUGCCAAAAUAGAGUACUUUAUCAUUCAGAAGCGUGAGACCAGUAGGUUGGCAUGGACAAAUGUGGCCACAGACCUUCAAGCAAAUAGAUUCAAGGUUACCAAACUUCUGAAGGGCAAUGAGUACGUCUUCAGAGUCAUGGCCGUUAACAAGUACGGCGUGGGUGAACCCCUGGAGUCUGAACCUGUCAUCUGUGCCAACCCCUAUGUCCCCAGUGAUCCACCACAGCAGCCUGAAGUCACCACCAUUACCAAGGACUCCAUGGUUGUCUGUUGGGAGCGCCCUGAACAUGAUGGAGGCAGCAGAAUAAACACCUACAUAAUUGAGAGAAGGGAUAAGACUGGCCUGCGCUGGGUAAAGUGCAACAAGAGGACUGUAACUGACCUGCGAUUCAAGGUCUCUGGCCUCACACCAGGACAUGAGUAUGAAUUCAGAGUUCUUGCUGAGAACAAUGCUGGUCUAAGCCAGCCUAGUCCUUCCAGUCCAUUUUACAAAGCCAUAGACACCAUUUUCCAGCCUGGACCUCCGGGGAACCCCAGAGUGCUGGACACAACCAAGUCUUCUAUCACUAUUGCCUGGAACAAGCCUGUUUACGAUGGUGGUUCUGAAAUCACUGGUUACAUUGUGGAGACCUGCCUGCCUGAGGAGGAUGAGUGGACAAUUCACACUCCAAAAAGGGGAUGGACAGCUACUUCCUUCACCAUCACCAACUUGAAGGAAAACCAAGACUAUAAAAUCAACAUCUGUGCCACUAAUUGUGAAGGUGUGGGAGAGCCUGCUGCUGUUCCAGGAACCCCAAAAGCUGAAGACAGACUGCUUCCUCCAGAAAUAGAACUUGGAGCAGAGCUGCGUAAGGUGGUCUGCAUCAGAGCCUGCAGCACACUUCGACUCUUUGUCCCUAUAAAGGGCAGACCAGCACCUGAAGUAAAAUGGUCGAGAGAGCAUGGAGAAUCCCUGGACAGAGCUAUAAUUGAAAUCACCCCAUCAUUCACCACUCUUCAGGUCGAUAAUGUUGACAGGUUUGAUGGAGGUAAAUACAUGGUGACUGUAGAAAAUGCAUCAGGAAGCAAGACAGCCUUUGUUAAUGUAAGGGUGCUAGAUACUCCUGGAGCACCUCAGAAUCUGAUUGUCAAGGAGGUCACUAGAGAUUCAGUUUCCCUUGUUUGGGAUGCACCUGUCAUUGAUGGCGGAUCCAGAGUUCGCAACUAUAUUGUAGAGAAGCGUGAGUCAACUAGAAAGGCCUACUCAACUGUCUGUGCAAGCUGCCAUAAGUCAAGUUGGAAAGUAGGGGACCUGGAUGAAGGAAAGAUGUACUUCUUUAGAAUCCUGGCUGAGAACGAAUAUGGCGUUGGUCUCCCAGUAGAGACUGUCGAUCCAAUUAAAGUGUCAGAGAGGCCUUUACCACCAGGUAAAGUGUCCCUCCAUGAAGUUACCAGCACCAGUGUAACACUAACUUGGGAAAAGCCUGACCAUGAUGGUGGCAGUAGAAUCACAGGCUAUAUUGUGGAGAUGCAAAGUAAGGGCAGUGAGAAGUGGACCCAGGUCAUGGUGGUCAAGACAAAUGAGGCUCUUGUAACUGGCCUUACACAGGGACAAGAGUACAUGUUCCGUGUCUCAGCCACCAAUGAAAAGGGAGUUAGUGACCCACGUCCUCUUAAUGUGCCUGUGGUGGCAAAAGACCUUGUCAUCUCGCCAUCCUUCAAACUGCUUUUUGGCACAUUCAGUGUGUUAGCAGGAGAUGAUCUGAAGAUAGAUGUACCAUACGCUGCCUGUCCAAAGGCUAUGGCAACUUGGCUCAAAGAUGGCAUUGUUCUCAAGGAGACAACAAGAGUUAAUGCUGAAGCCACAGACAAAAACCUUCUCUUGGUCAUUAAGGACGCUUGCAGAGAUGAUGUAGGCACAUACACCAUCAAACUGAUCAACACAGCUGGAGAGGCAUCCACAGACAUUAAUGUUGUUGUUCUAGAUAAGCCUGGUCCUCCAACUGGCCCAAUUAAGUUGGAUGAAGUCACUGCUGACAGCUUGGUCCUGUCCUGGAACCCACCAGAGUAUGAUGGUGGUUGCACCAUCAACAAUUACAUUGUUGAGAAGAGAGACACAUCUACCACAAACUGGCAAAUUGUGUCAGCUACAGUGGCCAGAACCACUAUCAAGGCAGCCCGUCUAAAGACUGGAUCUGAGUACCAGUUUAGGAUUGCUGCAGAGAAUAGAUAUGGCAAGUCCUUAGCUCUGCUCUCUGAUACAAUUGUUGCACAGUAUCCAUUUGAAGUGCCUAGUCCACCACAUUCUGUCAUGGUCCAGUCAGCCACCAAGGAAAGCAUGGCGGUUGUAUGGGAGAAACCCAGCAAUGAUGGUGGAAGCAAAAUUCUGGGUUAUCACUUAGAGCUCAAAGAGAGAAACAGUAUACUGUGGGUGAAACAGAACAAACAACUAAUCCCAGAGACCAGAUUCAAGGUAGUUGGCCUUGAGGAGGGUAUUGAAUAUGAGUUCAGAGUCUAUGCUGAGAACAUUGUCGGCCUCAGCAAAGCCAGCAAACUGAGUGAAAUGCAAGUGGCCAGAGAUCCUUGUGAAAGACCAGGAAAACCAGAGGCUGUUAUUGUGACAAGAAACAAAGUGACACUCAGAUGGGCCAAACCUGAGUAUGAUGGCGGCAUCAAGAUCACAGGUUAUGUGGUUGAGAAGAAGGAUGCAGCUGGCCGCUGGAUGAAGGCCAGUUUCACCAGUAUAAUUGAGACUGAAUUUGUUGUUACAGGACUUACUGAAGGUCAGAUUUAUGAGUUCCGUGUCAUUGCCAGGAAUGCAGCAGGUGUCUUUAGUCAGCCCUCUGAUUCUACUGGAGCCAUCACUGCCAAGGAUGAGGUGGACCCACCCAAGAUUGACUUGGAAGCUAAGUACUCCCAGGCUGUGGUGGUAAAUGCUGGGGAGACAUUCAGGCUUGAGGCUGCUAUCUAUGGUAAGCCUGUGCCCACAGUACACUGGCUGAAGGAAGGUCAAGAGAUUACUGAAGUAGCUCGCCUAGAGCUCAAGAACACAGACUUUACAGCUUGUCUAGUUGUUAAAGAAGCCAUCCGUGUUGAUGGAGGUCAGUACACUUUGCUGAUAAAGAAUGUUGGAGGAGAGAAAUCUGUUAACAUUAAUGUCAAGGUCUUGGACAGACCAGGUCCUCCUGAGGGCCCUAUCUCCAUCUAUGGGGUCACCAGUGAGAAAUGCUCCAUUAGCUGGAAACCUCCAUUGCAAGAUGGAGGUAGUGAUGUUUCCCAUUACAUUGUUGAGAGGAGGGAAACCAGCAGACUGGUUUGGACUGUUGUUGAACCAAAAGUUCAGACACUGAACCUGAAGAUCACCAAACUUCUUCCUGGUAAUGAGUACAUCUUCAGAGUUAUUCCAGUCAACAAAUAUGGAGUUGGUGAGCCUCUGGAAUCUGAGCCGAUGAUUGCCAGAAAUCCGUUUGUUACUCCCAACCCACCAACAGAGGUAGAAGUCACCACAAUCACCAAAGACUCCAUGGUGGUGACCUGGGAGAGACCAACUAAUGAUGGUGGGAGCCCCAUCCAGGGAUACAUUGUUGAGAAACGUGACAAGGACGGUGUGAGAUGGACCAGGUGCAACAAGCGCACAGUGAGUGAGCUGCGCUUCAGAGUCACAGGGCUCCUAGAAAACCAUAGCUAUGAAUUCAGAGUUGCUGCUGAGAAUGCCGCAGGUGUUGGCACACCUAGUGCACCAACAGUGUACUACAAAGCACUGGAUCCUAUCUUCAAACCAGGUCCACCAAACAACCCUAAGGUGGUCGACACAUCUAGAUCUACUGUUUCUCUGACAUGGGCCAAACCCAUCUAUGAUGGUGGCUGUGAGAUUAAGGCUUACAUUGUUGAGGCAUGCAAUGGGGCAUCUGAUGAGUGGUUUAUGUGCACUCCUCCCACUGGAAUUGCAGAUAAUAAGUUUACUGUGACAAAACUUCUAGAGAAGCAUGAGUACCAGUUCAGAGUGUGUGCCAUCAACAAAGUUGGUGUUGGUGAGCAUGCUGAUGUUCCAGGAAAAAUCCUCCUGGAGGAGAAGCUUGAGGCUCCUGAUCUUGACCUGGAUGCUGAUAUGAGAAAGAUGAUCAACAUUAGGGCAGCAAGCACUCUCAGGCUGUUUGUUCCUGUGAGAGGUCGUCCAGCUCCUGAGGUGAAAUGGGGUAAGGCUGAUGGUGAGAUUAAGGAGACUGCCCAGAUUGACAAUACAGGCAGUUAUGCUUCGCUUGUCAUUGAGAAUGUUGACAGAUUUGACAGUGGCAAGUACACACUGACUGCAGAAAAUGCCAGUGGAGUGAAGUCAGUCUUCAUCAGUGUCAGGGUCCUGGACUCACCUAGUCCACCAACUAACUUCAUGGUGAAAGAGAUUACCAAAAAUUCUGUCACUCUCACAUGGGAGCCUCCACUUCUGGAUGGUGGCUCAAAGAUUAAGCAUUAUAUUGUUGAGAAGCGUGAGAGCACCAGGAAAGUCUACUCUCCCAUCACCACAUGCAAUAAAAUGUCCUGGAAAGUUGAGCCUCUUCCAGAGGGUGGAAUCUUCUUUUUCAGAGUCCUGGCAGAAAAUGAAUAUGGUGUUGGUCUCCCCGCUAAAACUAUAGAGCCAGUUAAGAUAUCUGAGAAGCCUCAGCCUCCCGGUAAAGUCAGUUGUCUUGAUGUUACUCAUAACACUGUAACUCUCACUUGGGAGAAGCCUGAACAUGAUGGCGGCAGUAGGAUCAGUCAUUAUGAAGUGGAACUGGCACCUAAGGACAGUGAGGCGUGGUCUGUGUGUGCUAGUGUGAAGGCACUGGAGACUGUAGUGACAAAUCUACUCAAGGGAGAGGAGUAUCAUUUCAGAGUUGUGGCUGUAAAUGACAAGGGCAAAAGCGACCCCAGGCAACUGGCUCACUCAGUUGUAGCAAAAGACCUUGUGAUUGAGCCUGCUGUUAGACCCAAAGUGAGCACCUACAGUGUCCAGGUGGGGCAUGACCUCAAGAUAGAGGUCCCAGUUGCUGGACAUCCAAAGCCAACCAUCACCUGGACCAAGGAUGGUGCUGCUCUUAAGCAGACCACCAGAGUCAAUGUCACUGACUCAGCACACCUCACCACCCUCACCAUAAAGGAUGCCACCAGAGAGGAUAGGGGCAUGUACAGCAUCAAUAUCUCCAAUGCCCUGGGAUCCAAGGAUGCCACUAUUGAGGUGAUCACUCUGGACAAACCAGGCCCACCAACAGGCCCUGUCAAGUUGGAGGACAUAAGUGCUGAGAGUAUCACUCUUAGCUGGAAACCUCCAACAUACACAGGUGGCUGCCCAAUCUCCAACUAUGUGGUGGAAAAGAGAGACACAACCACAACCAACUGGGUGGUUGUAUCUGCCACUGUGGCCAGAACCACGCUAAAAGUGACCAAUCUGAAGACAGGCGCUGAAUACCAUUUCAGAAUCUAUGCUGAAAAUAGAUAUGGAAAGAGUUAUGCAAUUGAUUCAGAGCCUGUUGUGGCACAGUAUCCAUUCCAGGAGCCUGGCCCACCAGGAACACCAUUUGUGUCUUCAUAUACUAAAGACUUUAUGGUGGUUGAGUGGCACAAACCCCCAUCUGAUGGAGGCAGUGGCAUCUUGGGCUACCAUCUGGAAAGGAAAGAGAAGAACAGUAUUCUCUGGACCAAGAUCAACAAAAUGCUCAUCCAAGACUGCAGGUUUAAAUCUACUCCUCUUGAGGAAGGCAUUGAGUAUCAGUAUAAAGUCUAUGCUGAGAAUAUUGUUGGCAUUGGAAAAUGCAGCAAAGUGUCUGAGGUUUAUGUAGCCCGUGACCCAUGUGAUCCUCCUGGCCGUCCCGAGGCUGUGAUUGUGACCAGGCACUCGGUGAAGCUGAGGUGGACCCCUCCAGAAUAUGAUGGUGGAAGCUUAGUUACCGGAUAUUUAGUGGAGAAACGUGACCUUCCUGAAGGAAAGUGGAUGAAGGCCAGCUUUACAAGCAUCAUUGAACAUGAAUUCACAGUUACAGGCCUGACAGAAGACAGUAAAUAUGACUUCAGAGUAAUAGCAAGGAAUGCAGCUGGUGCUGUCAGCAAGCCAUCUGAGUGCACGGGAUCCAUUAUAGCAAAGGAUGAAGUUGACCCACCAAAGUGUGAAACAGAUCCUAUGUACAACCAGACCCUCAUUAUCAACGCUGGAGAGACUUUCAGUCUGGAGGCCAGUGUGGAAGGAAAGCCCAUCCCCACAGCACAGUGGUUCAAGGGAGAUGUUGAAGUUGAAAACUCAGCAAGGGCUGAAAUCAAAAACACAGAUUUCAAGGCUUUGCUAGUAGUGAAGGAUGUCAUCAGAGUGGAUGGUGGACAGUACACUCUGGUUCUGACAAAUGUAGCUGGAACUAAGACUAUCCCAUUCAGUGUAAAGGUAUUGGACAGACCAGGCCCCUCAGAUGGACCUCUUACUGUCAGCAAUGUCACUGAGGAGAAGUGCUCACUGUCAUGGCUGCCACCCAGGCACGAUGGAGGAGCUAGCAUUUCUCACUACAUAAUUCAGAAGCGAGAAACUAGCCGCCUGGCAUGGACUGUGGUCUCCAGUGACUGUGGAGCUACCAUGUUCAAGGUUACCAAAUUGUUGAAGGGCAAUGAGUACAUCUUCAGAGUCAUGGCCGUCAACAAAUAUGGUGAGGGCGAGCCUCUUGAGUCUGCGCCAGUCAUCAUGAGAAAUCCAUUUGUUCCUCCUGCCUCACCUCAGGAGCUUGAGAUCACUAACAUUACUAGGGACUCUAUGACUGUCUGCUGGAACCGCCCUGAGACAACAGGAGGCAGUGAGAUUGUUGGUUACAUUGUUGAGAAGAGAGACAGAGCUGGAGUGAGGUGGACCAAGUGCAACAAACGCAGGGUGACAGACUUGCGUUUCAGAGUAACAGGACUAACGGAAGACCAUGAAUAUGAAUUUAGGGUAUCGGCUGAGAAUGUAGCUGGAGUGGGGCAGUCAAGCCCAUGUACACCCUACUUCAAAGCCUGUGACCCUACCUUUGAACCAGGCUGUCCCACCAAUGCCCAUGUGGUCGACACAACUAAAGACUCCAUCAGUCUGGCCUGGCAUAGGCCUAUCUAUGAUGGUGGUUGUGAGAUUCAAGGAUACGCUGUGGAAAUUACCAAGGCGGAUGAGGGGGAAUGGAUGAUAUGCACCCCACCCUCUGGAGUUAAUGCUACCAAGUUUACCAUCACCAAGUUGAUAGAGCAUCAGGAAUACAAGGUGCGCAUCUGUGCCAUCAAUAAGGUGGGUGUUGGUGAGCCCACUGAGAUCCAGGGAGUUGUGAAACCUAUGGAUAAGAUUGAUCCUCCAGAGAUGAUUCUGGAUUCAGAGCUCAGGAAGGGAAUAGUAGUCCGCGCAGGUGGCUCAAUGAGAAUCUGCAUUCCAUUUAAGGGCCGUCCUACUCCUGAGAUUAGCUGGGCCAAGGAGGAUGGAGAACUCUCAAGUAAAGUUCAGAUAGGGACUGGGGAAGAUUACACACAGCUCUCUGUUGACAUCUGUGACAGAUAUGAUGCUGGAAAGUACAUACUCAAUUUAGAAAAUAGCGCCGGCACCAAAUCAGCCUUUGUCUCUGUUAAAGUUCUGGACACUCCAGGGGCCCCUCUGAAUUUAACAGUAAAAGACAUUAAGAGAGAAAGUGUUACUCUGACCUGGGAGCCUCCUCUGAUUGAUGGUGGUGCAAGAAUCAAGAAUUACCUGGUUGAAAAGCGGGAAUCCACCAGGAAGGUUUAUUCUAAUGUGGAUAACAAGUGCACAAAGACAAGCUACCGUAUCACUGGCCUCACUGAAGGAACUAUCUACUAUUUCAGAGUCUUAGCUGAGAACGAGUUUGGCGUGGGACAGCCAGCUGAGACAGAGGAUUCAGUUAAGACAUCUGAGCCUCCUCUGUCUGUGGGUAAGGUCACUUUGACUGAAGUGACCAAAACCACUGCCUCACUCUCCUGGGAGAAGCCAGACCAUGAUGGAGGCAGCAGGAUCAUGGGCUACUACAUUGAGAUGCAGCCUGUGGGGUCAGAGGAAUGGGUGGUGGCCACUACAACCAAAACGUGUGAGGGCACUGUCACAGGCCUUAGCGCAGGACAUGAGUACCUGUUUAGAGUGUCAGCUUUCAAUGAGAAGGGCAAGAGUGACCCCAGGCCUCUGGCUUUACCAGUCACUGCUAAAGAUGUAACUAUUGAGCCCAGAUUCAAGAUGACAUUCAACACUUACAGUUUACAGAAUGGUGAGGAUCUGAAGAUUGAGAUUCCAGUGAUGGGACGCCCUGUUCCCAAGGUAGAAUGGAAAAAGGAUGGACAAGCUCUUAAGGAGACAACCAGAGUAAAUGUAUCUACCACACCAUCAUCUACUAAGCUGUGCAUCAAGGAUGCAAAUAAGGAUGACGCUGGUAAAUACACUGUCACAGCCACCAGCAAUGUCGGAACAGCUACAGAGGAGAUUACUGUUAUUAUUCUUGAUAAACCUGGACCACCCACAGGCCCUGUGAAGAUUGAGGAGGUGAGCUCUAACUAUGUUACUCUCUCCUGGGAGCCACCAAAUUAUACUGGAGGCUGUCAGAUCAACAACUACAUUGUGGAGAAGAGAGACACCACCACGACAGCAUGGCAGAUUGUGUCUGCUACUAUUGCCAGGACAACAAUCAAAGUCACCAACUUGAAGACUGGGGUUGAGUAUCAAUUCAGAGUGUCUGCUGAGAAUAGAUAUGGAAAGAGUUCUGCCAUUAUCUCUCCUGCUGUUAUUGCUCAGUAUCCAUUCAGUGAGCCUGCUGCCCCAGGAAUGCCAAUUAUUUCUGCUGCAAACAAGGAUAACAUGGUUGUUGAAUGGAAAUCUCCCACGAACAAUGGAGGCAGCCCCAUCCUAGGCUAUCACCUUGAGAGAAAGGAGAAGAACAGCCUCUUGUGGACUAAACUCAACAAGCUUCUAAUCCCAGACACACGUUUCAAGACUACGGAGCUGGAAGAAGGUAUUGAGUAUGAAUUCAGAGUUUAUGCUGAGAACAUUGCUGGAAUCAGCCCAGCUAGCAAGGUCUCUGACAGCACAGUUGCCAGAGACCCCUGUGACCCACCAGGCACUCCUGAGGCUAUUGAAAUCACCAGAAACCAUGUGACACUCCAGUGGACCAGGCCUCAAUAUGACGGAGGCAGUGCAAUCACUGGCUAUAUGAUUGAGAUGAGGAAGCACCCAGAUACCCGCUGGAUGAAGGCCAGCUUCACCAACAUCAUCGAUACCCAGUUCACACUCACUGGCCUGACUGAAGACUGUGUUUACGAGUUCAGAGUUAUUGCCAGGAAUGCUGCUGACAUUUCCAGCCGUCCUUCUCGGAGCACAGGAGAGAUUACUGCUAAAGAUGAAAUUGAGGCUCCAGGAGCCACAAUGGAUUCUAAAUUCAAGGAUCUGAUUGUAGUUCGUGCUGGUGAAACAUUUGUUAUUGACACUGACUACACUGGCAAGCCUCUGCCUGAGGUCAUUUGGUUAAAGGAUGGAAAGGAGAUUGACAAAGCCACACCAAGAAUGGAGGUCAAGACCACACUCACACGUACCAUCCUGACAGUAAAAGAUUGCAUUAGAGUCGACGGUGGCCACUUUGUCCUCAAACUUGUAAAUGUGGGAGGAGUUAAGAUGAUCCCAGUUAAUGUUAAAGUUCUGGAUAGACCUGGUCCUCCAGAUGGCCCACUAGAAAUCAAAGGGGUCACAGCUGAGAAAUGUUAUCUUCACUGGAACCAUCCUUCACAUGAUGGUGGAGCCAGCAUCUCUCACUACAUCAUUGAGAAGAGAGAGACCAGUCGUUUGUCAUGGACCGUGGUUGAGCCCAAGAUCCAGGCCAUCAGCUACAAAAUCACAAAACUGCUGCCUGGCAAUGAAUACAUCUUCAGAGUCACUGCUGUGAAUAAAUAUGGUGUUGGUGAGCCUUUGGAAUCUGAGUCUGUCAUUGCUCGUAACCCCUUCACCACUCCCAGUGCCCCCUCCACCCCAGAGGCCAGCGCUAUCACUAGGGAUUCCAUGGUGCUUACAUGGGAGAGGCCAGAGGAUAAUGGAGGAGCUGAGAUUGAAGGAUAUAUCCUUGAAAAACGUGAUAAGGAUGGCAUCAGAUGGACUAAGUGCAAUAAGAAGAGGCUGAAUGACCUGAGAUUCAGAUGCACUGGCCUUACAGAGGGCCACUCCUAUGAAUUCAGGGUCUCAGCUGAAAAUGCUGCUGGUGUGGGAAAACCUAGUGCACCAACUCAAUACAUCAAGGCAUGUGAUGCCACUUAUCCGCCAGGACCUCCAAAUAACCCCAAAGUCACAGACCAUUCAAGCACCACAGUCUCCCUGUCCUGGUCCAGGCCUAUCUAUGAUGGUGGAGCACAGAUUAGCGGAUAUAUUGUUGAAAUGAAGGAGACAGCGGAUGAUGAAUGGAUUGCUUGCACACCACCCACUGGUGUCCAGGUUACUCACUACACUGUAAAGAAACUGAAGGAGAAUGCCGAGUACAACUUCCGCCUCUGUGCUGUUAACUGUGAGGGAGUAGGAGAGCAUGUGGACCUACCGGGGUCUGUGAUCGCCGCAGAGAAGCUGGAAGCUCCUGAAAUUGAACUAGAUGCUGACCUAAGGAAGAUGGUCAAUGUUCGUGCCUCUGCCACCCUCCGUCUAUUUGUGACAAUCAGGGGAAAGCCUGAGCCUGAGGUCAAAUGGUCAAAGGCUGAUGGAACCCUGAAUGAGCGUGCCCAGAUUGAAGUCACAAGCUCUUACACAAUGCUGGUGAUUGAGAAUGUUGACAGAUUCGACACUGGGAAAUAUGUACUGACUCUUGAUAACCUGAGUGGCUCUAAAUCUGCCUUCAUCAAUGUUAGAGUUCUGGACUCCCCCAGUGCUCCUACCAACCUAGAGGUUAAGGAUGUGAAAAGAAAUUCUGUCUCUCUCUCCUGGGAGCCUCCUCUAAUUGAUGGUGGGGCUAAGAUAUCACACUAUAUUGUGGAGAAGAGAGAGCAGAAAAGAAUGGCUUUCACCAGUGUUUGCACCAACUGUGUGAGGAACUCGUACAUUAUUUCUGAACUGCAGGAGGGAGGCCGAUACUAUUUCCGUGUAUUAGCUGUGAAUGAGCUUGGAGUGGGUCUGCCUGCCUCCACAGAACAAGUCAAGGUCUCUGAGGCUCCUUUGCCUCCUGGUAAGAUUGUCCUGGUUGAUGUUACUCGUCAUACUGUCACCCUUUCUUGGGAAAAACCUGAUCAUGAUGGAGGCAGCAAGAUUACAAACUAUAUUGUGGAGAUGCAGCCCAAGGGAGAUGACAAAUGGACUGUGUGCAGUGAAGUUAAAGCACUGGAAGUUACUAUUGACGGACUUACAGCUGGAGAAGAAUACUCCUUUAGGGUGAUUGCUGUGAAUGAUAAGGGCAAGAGUGAUGCCAAACCUUUGGCUACACCUGUGGUUGUGAAGGACAUCAUAGUAGAGCCCACCAUCAACCUGUUGUUCAACACAUACAGUGUAAAAGCAGGAGAUGAUUUGAAGAUUGAUGUUCCCUUCAAAGGUAGACCUCAGCCAAAGGUGUCCUGGAAGAAGGACGGCCAGGUUCUUAAGCAGACAACAAGGGUCAAUGUUCUUACCUCCAAGACCUCAUCCAAGAUUACCAUCAAGGACACAACCAAAGAGGAUGUAGGAAAGUAUGAAAUAACUUUGAGUAACUCAGUUGGCACUAAAACAGCUGAAAUAUCUGUUAUAAUCCUGGACAAACCCGGCCCACCCAGCAAUAUUAAGGUGGAUGAGGUGAGCGCUGAUUUCAUCUGUCUGUCUUGGGAUCCUCCAACCUAUGAUGGUGGAUGCCAGAUUAAUAACUAUGUGGUGGAGAAGAGAGAAACUACCACAACCACAUGGCAGAUUGUAUCAGCCACAGUGGCCAGGACAUCAAUUAAGGUGUCUCGUCUCACUCAGGGACAAGAGUACCAUUUCCGUAUUGCAGCUGAGAACCGUUAUGGCAAGAGUCAUGCUAUUGAUUCUGCUCCAGUUGUUGCUCAGUAUCCCUUUGAACCCCCUGGACCUCCAACCAACCUCCAUGUUGCCCAUGCCACCAAGAUUGGCAUGCUUGUUGUAUGGGGAAGACCUGCAAGUGAUGGGGGAAGCCCUGUUAUUGGUUAUCACAUUGAAUGCAAAGAGCAAAGCAGCAUUCUGUGGACCAAGGUCAACCGAGGACUGCUGGCUGAGAACCAGUUUAAGAUGACAGGCAUUGAAGAAGGCCUGCUGUAUCAGUUCAGAGUCUAUGCUGAGAAUAUUGCUGGCAUUGGUCCAUGCUCUAAGGCUAGCGACCCUGUGGCAGCCAGAGAUCCAUGUGAACCUCCACAUAACCUGAGAGUCACCAACAUUACCAGGACCUCAGUUUCUCUCUUCUGGGAGAGGCCGGGAUAUGAUGGCGGAGCAAAGAUUACUGGCUACAUUGUUGAGCGUAAAGAACUUCCAAAUGGCCGCUGGCUGAAAUGCAACUUCACUAAUCUUCAGGACACUUACUUUGAUGUUACAGGCCUCACAGAAGAUGUCCAAUAUGACUUCCAUGUCAUCGCUAAGAAUUCUGCAGAGCUGUUGAGUGCUCCCUCAGAAAGCACUGGUCCUGUCACAGUCAAGGAUGAUGUAGACCCUCCCACUAUAAUCCUGGAAGACAAGUUCAGACAGCUGGUUGUCAUUAAAGCUGGUGAGAUCAUUAGAAUUGAUGCUGAAAUCACAGGCCGUCCACUCCCAGUCGUCUCAUGGUCUAAAGAUGGAAAGGAGAUUGAGGCCAAGGCCAGGUGUGAAAUCACCUCCACCAAUUUCACAACCACUCUGAUUGUCAGAGACACUAUCAGGAGGGACUCUGGCCAGUAUGUCCUGACCCUGCACAAUGUGGCAGGAACCAGGUCUGUGGCUAUCAACUGUAAGGUUCUGGACAGACCUGGACCUGCUUCAGGACCUUUGGCAGUGUCUGGGCUUACAGCAGAGAAAUGCACCAUAACAUGGGGACCCCCUCAGGAGAACGGUGGUGCUGAAAUUAUGCACUACAUUGUGGAGAAACGUGAGACAAGUCGCAUUGCCUGGACUCUUGUCUAUGGAGACAUGAAGGCAACCACCUGUAAAGUGACCAAGUUGCUCAAAGGAAAUGAGUACAUCUUCAGAGUCAGGGGAGUUAACAAAUAUGGGGAUGGUGAGGCCCUGGAGAGUGAGCCAGUAAAGGCCAUGGAUCCAUUUACUGUGCCUGCAGCUCCCACUAAUGUCCAGGUCACCUCAGUUACUAGUGAGGCGAUGACCAUCUGUUGGGAAAGACCCGUUUCUGAUGGUGGCAGCAGCAUCUCUGGCUAUGUAAUUGAAAAGAGAGAGAAGACUGGUCUUCGCUGGUGCCGUGUUAACAAGAAACCCGUUUAUGACCUUAGAGUCAAAGCCUCACACCUUCGUGAGGGCUGUGAGUAUGAGUACCGAGUGUUUUCAGAGAAUGCUGCUGGCCUCAGUGCUCCUAGCAUCCCUUGCCCACUCACCAAGGCAGAAGACCCACAGUUCCUGCCUUCACCUCCUGCCAAGCCUAAGAUCAUUGACUCCACAAAGACCACAAUCACCCUGUCAUGGAAUAAGCCACUAUUUGAUGGUGGAGCACUUGUAACUGGAUACAGAGUAGAAUACAGGAAGGCUUUAGAUGAUGAAUGGAUUGUUGGAGUCCAGAACACUAAGACCACAGAGUUUACAGUGGUGGGAUUGACUCCUGGGGCUGAAUAUGUGUUUGUUGUCAAGUCCAUUAACAAGAUUGGAGUCAGUGAGCCCAGUGCUGAGUCAGACAAACAGGUUGCCAAAGAAAGAGAGGAGGAGCCAGUCUUUGACAUCAGCAAUGAGAUGAGGAAGACUCUUAUUGUGAAGGAUGGGAGCUCUUUCACCAUGACGGUGCCAUUCAGAGGCAAACCCAUCCCCAGUGUUACUUGGAGUAAACCUGAUGUUGACCUUAGAGUCCGCGCUGUCAUUGACACCACAGACACUUUCACCUCUAUCACCUUAGAGAAAGCAACUCGCAAUGACUCUGGUAAAUACACCGUCACCUUAUCCAGCGUAGCUGGAACCUCCUCCUUGACACUCAAUGUCAGAGUCCUGGACUCCCCCGGACCUCCUGCACAUUUAGAAGUCAAAGAAGUGACCAAGACUUCUGCUACUGUAACCUGGGACACUCCUGAGAACGAGGGAGGAGGACCAGUAAAGAACUACCUUAUUGAUAUCCGUGAGGCCAGCAAGAAAGGCUGGACAAGGUUGACUGAUACAUGCCACAGACUGACAUACAAGGUGACAGACUUGCAGGAGGGAGGAGUUUACUACUUCAGAGUGACAGGCGAGAAUGAGUAUGGUGUUGGUGUUCCUGCUGAAACCCAAGAGGGAACCAAGAUCACAGAAAAACCAAGCCCCCCACCAAAGCUUGGUGUGACUGAUGUUACCAAAGAGAGUGUGUCGCUGGCCUGGGCCAAACCAGAACAAGAUGGAGGCAGCAGAAUUACAGGCUACCUAGUGGAAGCUCUGGAGAAAGGCCAGGAGAAGUGGGUUAGGUGUGGUGUAACCAAGUCUAUCCACCUCACAGUGUCUGGUCUGAGGGAGAAUGCUGAGUACUUCUUCAGGGUCAGAGCUGAGAACCACGCUGGAUUCAGUGAUGCAAAGGAAAUGGUCACCCCUGUAGUGGUCAAAGACCAGCUUGAAUCUCCUGAGAUCAACAUGAAGGAUUUCCCUCACAACACAGUGUAUGUUAGAGCCGGCUCCACCCUCAAAUGUGAGAUCCCACUGACAGGCCGGCCUUUGCCUAAAGUCAUGCUGUCUAAGGAUAACGUGCUGCUCAAGUCAACAAUGAGGUUCAACUCUGAAGUCACCCCUGACAGCAUCAAGAUCACUUUACGCGAGAGCAUUGCUGGAGACUCAGGACGCUAUGAUAUCACUGCCUCCAACUCCAGUGGAACCACCAAGUCCUUUGUAAACGUUGUGGUUUUGGACCGUCCUAGUGCCCCGCUUGGACCUGUGGAGCUGUUUGACGUCACAGAAGACAGCGUUAGCCUGAAGUGGCUCCCACCGGCAUAUGAUGGUGGCAGCCCCAUCACCAACUACAUCAUCCAGAAGAGAGAGACAACCACAGCCAACUGGAUGGAUGUCUCUUCUGCUGUGGCACGCUGCACCAUGAAGAUCAUGAAGCUGACCACGGGCCUGGAGUACCAGUUCAGAAUCAGGGCUGAGAACAGAUAUGGAAUCAGCGAACACAUUGACUCACCAACUGUCACUGUCAGCCUUCCUUACACUAUUCCUGAUGCUCCCUCAACACCAGAAAUCACUGCUGUAACUAGGGAGAGCAUUACUGUAGCCUGGAAGGAGCCCAAGUCAGAUGGUGGCAGCCACGUGUUUGGCUACCAUGUCCAGAUGAAAGACAGAAACAGCAUCCUUUGGCAGAGAGUCAACAAAACGGUGAUCCGGGCCACACACUUCAAAGUCACCAACAUUAAUGCUGGACUUAUUUAUGAGUUUAAGGUUGCAGCAGAGAACGCUGCUGGAAUCAGUGCCUUCAGCAAGAGUUCUGAUGCAGUGCUGGCUAUUGAUGCCUGUGAGCCACCCAUUAAUCUGCGCAUCAGUGACAUCACUAAGAACUCCAUCAGCCUGGCUUGGCAGAAACCUAACUAUGAUGGUGGAUCCCAAAUCACUGGCUACUUCAUUGAGAAGAAAGAGGGCGUUAGUGCCCGGUGGUCGAAGGCUAAUCUCACUAAUGUCACAGACACACGCUUCACUGUGACUGGCCUAACCCAAGACGAGACAUACGAGUUCAGAGUCAUGGCCAAGAAUGCCGUUGGCUCAGUGAGCAACCCAUCCAUGACCGCUGGACCAGCCACGUGUGUAGACACCUACGGUGCCCCAGAGAUUGAAAUACCUCAGGAGUACCUCAAUGAGGUCAAACACAAGGCUGGCUCUAAUGUGGAGCUCAAGUUUAAUAUCACAGCUAAACCUGCUCCAACUAUUGAGUGGUUUAAGGAUGGCAGAGAGCUUGAGCCCACCGCCCAACUCUCCUUCAAACACACAUUUGAGUACACAAGUUUGUCACUGAAGGAAACCACUCGUUUGAAUUCUGGUACCUAUGAGGUCAAGGUGAAGAACUCCCUGGGAUCUGCAUGCGCUGUUGUCAGGCUGCUCAUUCAAGACAAGCCAGGCCCCCCUGCUGGAGAGAUUCAGUUUAAGAAGGUGACUGCUGACAACAUAACCAUCAUGUGGUCCCCACCUGCUGAUGAGGGCGGUGCAAUGGUAACUCACUACAUUGUGGAGAAGCGGGAGACCAGCAGGGUCAUGUGGUCCAUUGUGUCAGAGAAACUGGUUGACUGCAUCGUCAACGUGCCCAGACUCAUCCAGGGCAAUGAGUACAUCUUCAGAGUCCGUGGAGUCAACAAGUACGGCAUUGGAGACCCACUGGAGUCUGAGCCAGUAAUCGCAAAGAACGCAUUUGUUCCUCCUAGCGAGCCAUCCAAGCCUAAAGUGACCAUGAUCACCAAGUCCACCAUGACAGUGAUCUGGGAAAGACCAGCGUUGGAUGGAGGCAGCGACAUUGACGGCUACUACCUGGAGAAGAGGGAGAAGAAGAGUCUGCAGUGGUUCAAGGUGGUGAAGGGCACAAUCAGAGACACCAGGCAGAAAGUUCCCAACCUGGUGGAGAACAACGAGUAUCAGUACAGAGUUUGUGCUGUCAACAAGGCUGGAGCAGGAAACUACUCUGAGCCCUCUGACCUCUACAAGGCCUACGACCCCAUCGAUCUGCCAGGUGAACCAUCCAAGCUCCGUGUGGUCGACUCCACAAAGACUUCCAUCACUCUCGGCUGGGAGAAGCCCGUUUAUGAUGGCGGCAGUGAAAUCACACACUACAUUUUGGACCAGAUGAAUACAGAGGACAAAGAAUGGGUAACCAUCAACCCACAGGUCAAGACCUGUGAGUAUGUGGUGUCCCACCUCAAACCUGGAACCUACUACUACUUCAGAGUCUCUGCUGUCAACUGCAAGGGCAAAGGAGAGGACAUCAAAAUGUACCAACCUACGCAAGCCAAAGAUAUCUUGGAGGAGGCUGAUUUGGACUUGGAUGUUCCCAUGACGACGCAAUACACAGCCAGGGCUGGCCGUGACGUGAAAGUUUUUAUCCCCCUGAAGGGACGCCCCGUCCCCAAUGUCACCUGGCGCCGCGGCGACCGCAACAUGGCUGGUGACAACCGCUACACCAUCACCAGUACUGAGCGAGCCACCACACUCGUCAUACCCAAAGUCACCCGCAAUGACUGUGGCAAGUACCUGCUGGAGAUUGAGAACGGCGUGGGAGAACCUAAGAUAAUUACUGUUUCCCUUAAGGUUCUGGACAGUCCUUCCACCUGCCAGAAACUGAUGAUCAAGAACGUGACGAGAGGAAAACUGACCCUCAGCUGGGAGGCUCCUCUCAUUGAUGGCGGUUCCCCUGUCACGAAUUACAUUGUCGAGAAGAAGGCCUCCACCAUGAAAGCUUACCAGGUGAUCACUGCUGAGUGUGCCAACACAACUUUCAAGGUGUCAGGCCUGGAGGAAGAUAUAGCUUACUUCUUCCGUGUGUCCGCUGAAAAUGAGUAUGGUGUGGGUGACACCUGUGAGACCACUGAGCCUGUCAGAGCCACAGAAACUCCAGGAGCUGUUAAAGAUCUGGUGAUGGUGGACUCCACAAAGAACUCUGUUACCCUGCAGUGGACCAGACCUGACCACGAUGGUGGCAGCCACAUCACUGAAUACAUCAUUGAGAAGAGAACUAAGGAAGACCCCACCUGGACCUUGGGUGCUACAUGCAAGCGCUGCAGCUGUGAGGUCACAGGACUCAAGGAGGAUGCUGUUAUGGACUUCAGAGUGUUUGCCAAGAAUGAGAAGGGCAACAGUGACUUCUCCCAGAUUGGUCCAAUCACAGUGAUGGACUUAAUUAUUCCACCCGAGGCCAUCCUCAGCGACUACCCCAAUGGAGAGCUUGCUGUUCGUAUUGAUCAGAACAUCCACAUUGAACUGCCCUUCAAGGGUAAACCAAAACCUGCAAUCAGCUGGCUGAAGGAUAACUUGCCUCUGAAGGAAAGUGACAAGAUUCGCUUCAGGACCACUGACAACAAGACUGCAGUCACAGUCAGAGGAGCCAAGAAGGAGCAUGCCGGCCAGUACACCCUGGUUCUGGACAACAGAGUUGUCAAGAACUACUUUGACAUUAAUGUGAUCACUCUGGGACCCCCCUCAGCACCUGUUGGUCCCACCCGCUUUGAUGAGAUUAAAGCUGAUAGUAUCAUCAUCUCCUGGGAUGAGCCAAAGGAUGACGGAGGUGGCGAGAUCACCUGCUACAGCGUAGAGAAACGUGAGACGUCUCAUGCCAACUGGAAGAUGGUCUGCUCCAGCGUUAUCAGGACCACCUUCAAGAUUCCCAACCUGGUCAAGGGAACUGCAUACCAAUUCAGGGUCCGUGCAGAGAACAAGUAUGGAGUCAGUGAACCACUGAUCUCCUCAGAUAUUGUUGCCCAACACCAGUACAAACCUCCAGGCCCCCCAGGAAAGCCAGUGGCCUACAACAUAACCAGUGAUGGUAUGACCAUCAGGUGGGAGGCCCCAGGUUUUGAUGGAGGAUCCCCCAUUUUGGGCUAUCAUGUUGAGAAGAAGGAUAGGAACAGCCUCUUGUGGCAGAAAGUGAACUCCACCAUCAUUUCCAACAGAGAGUACAGAAUAAUCAGUCUCAUUGAGGGACUGGAGUACUCCUUCAGAGUCUAUGCUGAGAACAAUGCUGGAAUUAGCCCUGUUAGUGAACAGAGCAAACAUGCGCUUGCUAUCUCCCCUGUUGAUCCACCUGGCACCCCUGUCUGCAUCGAUGUAACCAGAGACUCAGUUACCCUGCAAUGGGAAAUCCCCAAGAGGGACGGUGGCAGCAAAAUUGUGGCCUACAGUGUGGAGAGGCGCCAAGGUAGAGCCAAAUGGCUACGCUGCAACUUCACUGAUAUCAGUGAAACCCAAUUCACUGUGACUGGUCUAUCUGCUGGAGACAGAUUUGACUUCAGAGUGAUUGCCAGGAAUGCUGUGGGCACAGUCAGUCCACCAUCUAACUCCUCUGGAUACAUCAUGACCAAAGAUGAGAGCAUUGCUCCUGAGAUCGAGUGGUCUCCAGACCAGGUGCUCACCAUGAGGGCCGGAGAGAACGUUAAGCUCAGCUGCAGCAUCACUGGACGUCCCGUCCCCCAGGUUGUCUGGUAUAAGGAUGGCAAAGAGAUCGACAAGAGGACCAUGAUUGACAUUGAGAUUACCAAAGGCAUUGGUACCAGCAGUCUGUUUAUUCGUGAUGCUGACAGGAAUCACCGUGGAAUCUACACUGUAGAGGCCAAGAACAGUUCCGGUACCAAGAAAGCUGAUGUCAACGUCAGAGUUCAAGAUACCCCCGGACCUGUUGAGGGUCCCAUCCGUUUCACCAGCAUUACGGCAGAGAAGUGCACUGUGUGGUGGAACCCGCCGGAGAAUGACGGCUGUGCCGCCAUCACCCACUAUGUGGUGGAGAAGAGGGAGACAUCCAGGAUCACCUGGGCCUUGGUCACCUCCAAGUGUGAAGCCUGUUCUUACAAUGCCACCAAUCUCAUCAAGGGCAAUGAGUACCAGUUCAGAAUCUCUGCUGUCAACAAGUUUGGUGUUGGCAAACCACUGGACUCUGAUGCUAUCAUCGCAAAGAUGCAAUACACUGUGCCUGAUGCCCCUGGUACCCCAGAUGCCACCCAUGUGACUGGAGACAGUAUCACCCUGUGCUGGACCAGGCCAAGGUCAGAUGGAGGCAAUGAGAUCAAACACUACAUCCUGGAGAGGAGAGAGAAGAAGAGCCUGCGCUGGGUGAAAGUUUCUUCCAAGAGGCCCAUCACAGAGCUAAGGCACCGUGUCACCAACCUCACCGAGGGCAAUGAGUACGAGUUCCGCGUCAUGGCUGAAAAUGGUGCUGGUGUCGGACCUGCCAGCAGUACCUCCAGGCUCUUCAAAUGCAAAGAACCAACCAGUGCUCCUAGUGCCCCCACAGUGAUCAAGGUCACUGACUCCACUAAGUCCUCUGUCACCCUGGAAUGGACCAAGCCAGUGUUCGACGGUGGGUUGCAAAUCAUUGGCUACAAUAUCGACAUGUGUAAGGCCAGUCUGGAAGAGUGGCACAGAGUCAACAGCCAGAUUUGCCUCCACACCAGGUACACUGCUAAGGGCCUGGUGCCCGGAGAGCUCUACAAGUUCAGGGUCAGUGCUGUAAAUGGAUCGGGCGAAGGCGAAGCCUCAGUGAUGCCCAAUCCUGUUCAGGCUCUGGACAGACUUACAUCUCCUGAGAUCGACAUUGAUGCCAACUUCAAGCAAACUCACAUUGUGAAGAAUGGUGGCACAGUGACCCUCCAAGUUGCCUUCCGUGGUAAACCAGCUCCUCUCGCAACCUGGUCUAAGGUGGACAGUGAGCUGCCUGUCAUGGCUGAUGUCAACACUACAGAUUCGUUCUCUACUCUGACCAUUGAAGGGUGCACAAGGUAUGAGGCCGGCAAAUACACUCUAUCUCUGGAAAAUAACAGUGGCCGCAAGUCCAUCACAUUCACUGUCAAAGUGCUGGACACACCUGGACCUCCAGGAGCCAUCACCUUUAAAGAUGUUACCCGUGGAGCCUUGACAAUGAUGUGGGAUGUCCCCACCAAUGACGGCGGAUCCCGAAUCCACCACUACAUCGUGGAUAAGCGCGAGGCCAGCCGUCUGGCCUGGCAGGAGGUCAGCACCAAGUGCUCUCGCCAGAUAAUCAGGGUAACUGGUCUGGAUAUUGAAGUGCCAUAUCUGUUCAGGGUGUUUGCAGUUAAUCAGUAUGGCCAGGGAGAACCUCAUGAGAUGACGGAGCCUAUCAUUGCCACAGAAGAACCUGCGCCACCCAAGAGACUGGAUGUUGUCGACACCACCAACUCCACAGCCUCACUGGUGUGGCUGAAACCUGAGCAUGAUGGAGGCAGCCGCAUCAGAGGCUACAUUGUUGAAUUCAGAGCUAAAGGUAGUGACCGCUGGGUUGUUAGUGGAGAGACCAAGUCCCAGAAGAUGCUGGUGGAGGGUCUGAUCGAAAACACAGAGUAUGACUUCAGAGUCAAGGCCAAGAACGAUGCUGGAAUCAGUGAGCCUCAGGGUACCUUCGGCUCUGUGGUCAUUAAGGAGCCUCGCAUCGAACCAACUGCUGACCUCAGCAGCAUCACCAACCAGCUCAUUACCUGCAAGACCUCCAGCACCUUCACAAUUGACAUUCCUAUCAGUGGCAGGCCUGCACCCAAGGCCACCUGGAAGCUGGAGGAGAUGAAGCUGAAGGAGACCGAGAGAGUCUCCAUUAAGUCGACAAAGGAGAGAACCACUCUGGUGGUGAAAGACAGCAAGAGAAGUGACAGCGGCAAAUAUUAUCUGACCCUGGAGAAUGCUGCUGGUGUGAAGACGUUCACAGUGACAGUGGUCGUCAUUGGCAGACCGAGUCCACCAACAGGCCCUGUGGAUAUUUCUGGAGUUUCCUCAGAGUCCUGCACCCUGUCUUGGUCUGAGCCAGCUGAUGAUGGUGGCACAGACAUCACCAACUACAUUGUGGAAAAACGAGAGUCUGGUUCUGCCUCCUGGCAAGUGGUAAACUCUAGUGUGAAGAGAACCACAAUCAAAGUGACUCAUCUUACCAAGUACAUGGAGUACACCUUCAGAGUGUGCGCUGAGAACAAGUUCGGAGUCAGCAAGUCCAUUGAGUCUGCUGCUGUUGUCAUUGAGCAUCCAUUUGUUCCUCCAAGUCCACCAACUCGUCCAGAUGUGGUAGCUGUGUCUGCCAACGCCAUCAGCAUCAAAUGGGAUGUGCCAUAUGCAGAUGGUGGCAGCAAGUUGACGGGCUACUGGAUCGAGAAGAAGGAACGGAACACGAUUCUGUGGGUGAGAGAAAACAAACUGCCCUGUCUGGAGUGUCAUUACAAAGUAUCCAACCUGAUCGAGGGCCUGGAGUACCAGUUCAGGGUGUACGCCAUGAACAUCGCCGGACUCAGCAAGGCCAGUGAGGCUUCCAGACCAGUGAUGGCACUUAAUCCUGUUGAUCCUCCUGGUAAACUCGAGGUGACGGACAUCAGCCGCUCCUCUGUUUCAUUGUGCUGGACCGUGCCAUUCAAUGAUGGCGGCAGCAAGAUUGUAGGUUACGUGGUGGAGAGGAAAGUCUACAGCACGGAUGAGUGGGAUGACAACCGCUGGCUCAAGUGCAACUACACCACCAUCACUGAGAACUACUUUACCGUAAAUAACUUGGGAGAGGGAGAGACCUAUGAAUACCGUGUCAUCGCCAAGAAUGCUGCCGGUGUUCACAGCGCACCCUCAGAGUCCACCGGACCAGUCACAUGCAAGGAUGAAUACUCUCCUCCCAAAGCUGAGCUUGACAGCAAGCUGGUGGGUGAGACAGUCACUGUAUCUGCCGGCUCCGAUCUCGUCCUGGACGGUGCUGUAGGUGGUAAACCAGAGCCGACAGUGUACUGGUCGAAGGGCGAAAAGAUUUUGGACCUCGGAGAGAAAUACUCACUGACCUACACUGCCACCAGAGCCAUGGCCAUCAUCAAGAACUGUGACAGAUAUGACACAGGCAGAUACAUUCUGACUGUCAAGAACGCCAGUGGAAUCAAGACCGCUGCUGUCAGCGUUAAAGUUCUAGACACUCCUGGACCUCCAGCUGAUAAGAUCGUAAUCAGCAGAGUGACGGAGGAGAAGUGUACGGUAUCCUGGAAGAUUCCUUUGGAGGAUGGUGGAGACACUGUCAGCCAUUACAUAGUGGAGCGUCGCGAGACCAGCCGCCUCAACUGGGUGGUCAUGGAGACAGAGUGCAAGACUCUGUCAUGUGUCAGCACAAGGCUGAUUAAGAACAAUGAGUACAUCUUCAGAGUCAGAGGAGUCAACAAGUUCGGAGCUGGAGUUCCUCUAGAGUCUGAUCCCAUCAUCGCCAGGAAGGCCUACACAAUCCCGUCCCAGCCGGGCACACCAGAAGCUACAGCGGUGGGUAAGGAGCAUGUCAUCAUUGAGUGGCUGAAGCCCGAGAGUGACGGAGGCAGUGAGAUCAAAAACUACAUAGUGGAUAAACGAGAGAAGAGCAGCACCAGAUGGACUCGUGUGAAUAAGACUUACACCAUCUACGACACCCGUCUGAAGAUCACAGGCUUGCUGGAGGGAAGCGAGUACCAGUUCAGAGUGACUGCCAUCAAUGCUGCUGGAGACAGCCAGCCAAGCGAUGCCUCGACAUACAUCCUCUGCAAAGACCCCACAUAUACACCGGCUCCUCCAUCAAUGCCUCGUAUCACCGACACGACCAAGCACAGCAUCAGCAUGACCUGGACCAGGCCCAUGUAUGACGGGGGCUCAGACGUCACUGGCUAUGUAGUUGAAAUCCUAGAGGAGGGGUCCGAGCAAUGGUACCGCGCCACCACCAAACCACUCAAGACCAAUGACUAUGUGGCUGUGGGCCUGGCAGCCAAUAAGAAGUACAGAUUCAGGGUAGCUGCGAUCAACAACAACGGCACCGGGGAGUUCAGUGAACCUAGUGCUGAGAUUGAGCCGCUGGAGAGAGUCGAAAUGCCCGACCUGGAGCUGGCCGACGACCUGAAGAAAACAGUUUGUCUGCGCGCUGGAGGAACCCUACGUCUGUUUGUGUCCUUCACCGGCCGGCCGACACCAGUGGUGGCCUGGAGGAAGACGGGCGUUGAGCUGCAGAGCCGCGGCUACAUUGAAACCACUGAUAGCUACACCUUGCUGAUGGUGGAAAAGGUUGAUCGCUACGACUCCGGAAAAUACGUUGUGGAGGCAGAGAACCCAUCUGGCAAGAAGACUGCCACCAUCCUGGUUAAAGUCUAUGACACUCCUGGUCCUCCAGGUUCUGUGAAGGUGAAGGACUAUACUAAGGAGUCCGUUGUGAUCACCUGGGAUGUUCCGAGCAUCGAUGGUGGUGCUCAUGUCAGCAACUACAUUGUAGAGAAGCGUGAGGCCAACAUGAAGUCAUACAAGACUGUCACCACUGAGUGUAGGAAGACCCUGUUCAGGAUCACUGGCCUGGAGGAGGGCAUGCACUACUUCUUCAGAGUCCUGCCAGAGAACAUAUAUGGCGUUGGUGAGCCCUGUGAGACGACAGAGGCUGUACUGGUGUGCGAGGUGCCGUCAGUGCCUCUGAAACUCCAGAUUGUCGAUGUCACCAAGUCCUCUGUCAUGCUGCAGUGGGAGAAGCCACUGCAUGAUGGCGGCAGCAGGCUGACGGGUUACAUCAUCGAAGCCUGUAAGGUGAACUCAGACAGGUGGAGUGCCGUGGCAACAGUCAAGGCCUCAGUGUCCAAGCACACCAUCCAAUCCCUGAUGGAGAACGACCAGUACCUGUUCAGAAUCCGAGCCACCAACAGUAGGGGAGUCAGUGAGCCCAUGGACAUUGUCACUCCGGUCACAAUCCAGGAGAUCAAGGUGAUGCCCAAGAUCGACAUGACCAGCAUCCCUCAGAAGAUCGUCCAUGUGCCCCGCGGCAAACCCAUCGACCUCAACAUCCCAAUAAAAGCCAGACCGCAACCUGUCUGCUCCUGGUUCUUUGGCAGCGUCAAGUUGAAAGACAGCCUGGACCGCAUCAAGAUCGACAGCAAUGGGAAAUACACCCACCUUAUGAUCCGUGAGACUACAAUCAAUGACACAGGAGACUACACGUUGGAGGUGAAGAACGCCAUCGGAAUGGCAACCGAGGUCAUCAAGGUCAUCAUCCUUGACAAACCUGGCAUCCCAAUCGGUCCAAUGAAGAUUGAGGAGGUUGACGGCGUGUCAGUGACAGUCAGCUGGGAACCUCCAGAGAAGGAUGGUGGAGCCAACGUCAGUGGCUAUGUGGUGGAGCAGCGCGAUGCCCACAGGCCAGGCUGGACCACCAUCUCAGAGUCAGUGACCCGACCCUGCUUCAAGUUCACUAGACUCACAGAGGGAACUGAGUAUGUGUUCCGCGUUGCCGCCAUGAAUCGCUUUGGCGUAGGCGGCUUCCUGCAGUCUGAGGUUGUGGAGUGCAAGAGCGCCAAGACCAUCCCUGGACCUCCAAGUAGGCCAGAGGUGAUUGAUGUCACCCAUGAGGGCAUGACCCUGACCUGGCAACCACCUGAAGACAAUGGUGGCUCCACCAUUGCUGGCUACAUCAUUGAACGUAAGGAGGCCCGUUCUGACAGGUGGAUGAGGAUCAACAAGAACCCCGUCACCAUGACCAGGUACCGUUCCUCUGGCCUGAUCGAGGGCCUGGAGUACGAAUACCGUAUCACUGCCAUCAACUCGAGAGGAGACGGAAAACCCAGCGAGAGCUCUGUCGUCACCAUUGCCAUGGAUCCCAUUGAGCCUCCAGGUUCGCCAGUUCAGCCCAGAGUCACAGACACCACCAGGACUUCAGUCUCUCUGGCUUGGUUGCCGCCUGAAGAGGAGGGUGGUGCUGUUAUUACUGGUUACUUCAUUGAGAUGCAGAAGGUAGACCAGGUGGAAUGGACACUGUGUAACACCACACCCACCAAGAUGUGCGAGUACACCCUCACCCACAUGCCCCAGGGUGCUGAGUACAAGUUCAGGGUCAUCGCCUGCAACGCUGGUGGUUCCGGAGAGCCUGCUGAGAUUCCUGGAGUGGUUAAAGUCCAGGAGAUGCUGUAUUAUCCUGACUAUGAGCUUGAUCGUAAAUACGAGGAGGGCUACGUGGUACGGCAGGGCGGAGUCAUCCAUCUGUCUGUGCCCAUCAAGGGUAAACCCAUCCCUACAUGCAAGUGGACCAAGGACGGUCGUGACAUUUCCCAUCGGGCCAUGAUCGCCACCCAUGAUGACAUCACUGAGCUUGUCAUCAAAGAGGCACAUAAAGACGACACUGGUACCUAUGACCUGAUGCUUGAGAACAAAUGCGGCAGGAAGGCUGUGUACAUCAAGGUAAAGGUGAUCGGUCGCCCUGAUGCCCCAGAGGGACCUCUAGAGUUCGACGACAUUCAAGCCAGAUCAGUCCGGGUCAGCUGGAGGCCACCGUCUGAUGAUGGCGGCUCCGACAUCCUGGGAUACAUCGUAGAAAGAAGGGAGGUACCCAAGGCCGCUUGGUAUACAGUGGAUGCCCGGGUCACUGAGAAUUCUCUGGUGGUGAAGGGCCUGAAGGAGAGUGUGGAGUAUCACUUCAAGGUUUCUGCUGAGAACCAGUUUGGUGUCAGCAGAUCUCUCAAGUCUGAUGAGUCUGUCACGCCAAAGACACCACUUUGCCCACCAGAACCUCCCAGCAACCCACCAGAGAUCAUGGAUGUGACCAAGUCUACGGUGGCACUGUCGUGGGCCCGACCUCGGGAUGAUGGAGGCUCCCGUGUCACAGGAUACUAUGUGGAAAGGAGGGAGGUGUCGACAGAGAAGUGGGUCCGCCACAACAAGACCCACAUCACCACCACCAUGUACAAUGUCACCGGUCUCAUCCCCGAUGCAGAGUACAUGUUCAGAGUGGUGGCUCAGAACGACAUAGGGCAGAGUGAGCCUGGUCCUGCUUCAGAGUCUCUAGUCUGCAAAGAUCCAUUUGACAAACCCAGCCAACCAGGAGAAAUCGACAUCAUCUCCGUCACCAAAGACUGUAUCACCAUCCGCUGGCUCAGGCCUGAGCAUGAUGGCGGCAAGGAGAUUCUGGGCUACUGGAUUGAGUUCAGGCAGGCUGGGGAGAGCACCUGGAAGAAAUGCAACAAGGAGCGCUCCAAGGAUCGUCAGUUCACGAUGGGUGGCUUAAUGGAGGCCACCGAGUAUGAGUUCAGAGUCUUUGCUGAGAAUGAAACAGGACUCAGUCGACCUCGUCGCACCCCCAUGGGCAUCAAGACCAAACUGAGCGUCGGCGAGGCUCCAGCUUUAUCAGAAGAGAUCCAAGAUGUAACCACCAAGCUUGGCGAAUCGGGCUCUCUGAUCUGUGGUAUUAUUGGCAGACCUCUGCCUGAGAUUAAAUGGUACCGCUAUGGCAAGGAACUGGUCCAGAGCCGCAAGUACAAGAUGAGCUCAGAUGGCCGUAACCACUCCCUCAGCAUACUUACAGACGAGCAGGAAGACGAGGGCCUGUAUACCUGCAGGGCCAUCAACGAGGCCGGAGAGAUUGAGACCAGUGGCAAACUGCGCCUGCAAGCACCUCCCCAGUUCCAUCCUGGCUUCCCUCUGAAGGAGAAGUACUUUGCUGGGGCCGGCACCAGCCUCCGUCUGCAUGUUGUCUACAUCGGGCGUCCCAUCCCCCAGAUCAUGUGGUUCUAUGGCAAGAAGCCUCUGAAUCCAUCAGAGAAUGUGAUCAUUGAAAACACAGAAAGCUACACCCACCUGGUAGUGAGAAACGUCCAGAGAAAGACAAAUGCUGGCCGCUAUAAGGUGCAGCUCAGCAAUGUGUUUGGGACCGUUGACACUGUGCUACGUGUUGAAAUCCAAGAUAAACCAUGUAUCCCUGAGGGACCUGUGGUUGUUGAAGCCCUGCUGAAGAGCUCAGUUGUCAUCAGCUGGAAGGUUCCCAAGGACGAUGGAGGCUCUAUGAUCACAAACUACAUCGUGGAGAAGCGUGAGGCCAAAGAAGGUGAGCAGUGGCACUUGGUGUCCUCCUCCAUCUCUGGCACCACCUGCCGUGUCCCCAACCUGAUAGAGAACGCUGGCUACUACUUCAGAGUCUCUGCCCAGAAUCAGUACGGAGUCAGCGAGCCUCUAGAAAUUCCAUCCGUGGUCAUCAUCAAGAGUCCAUUCGAAAAACCUGGCAUCCCACAGCAGCCCUUCAUUAUCAGUGCCACCAAGGACUCCUGUGUCGUCUGUUGGAAGCCUCCAAGCAGCGACGGUGGAGCUAAAAUCACCAACUACUACCUGGAGAAACGUGAGAAGAAGCAGAACAAGUGGAUUACAGUUACCACUAAGAAGAUCAUGGAGGCCAGUUACGAGGUCGAAGGCUUGAUCGAGGGCUUUGAGUAUGAAUUCCGUGUCAAGUGUGAGAACCUGGGCGGUGAGAGCGACUGGAGUGAGAUCUCUGAGCCUGUCAUCCCUAAGUCUGACCAGUCUCCUCGUGCUCCCGCAUUCAGGGAGGAGAUCAGGGACAUGACUGUCAAAUACCAAGCCAAUGCUACCUUUGUCACUAAGGUGGUGGGACAUCCAAAGCCUGUGGUCAAAUGGUACCGCAGUGGAAAGGAGAUCCUGCCAGAUGGAUCCAAGAUCAAAUCCCAGGAGUUCAAGGGAGGCUACUACCAGCUGGUCAUCACAGCUGCUGAUGAGAACGAUGCCACAGUUUACCAAGUCAGGGCAACCAACUCCUCAGGAUCUAUCUCUACAACAGCCAAUCUGGAGGUGGAAGUUCCUGCUAAGAUCCACUUGCCAAAAGAGCUUCAGGGAAUGGGAGCAGUUCAUGCUGUCCGUGGUGAUCACAUCACCAUCAAGAUCCCCAUCUCUGGCAAGCCUGAGCCAGCAAUCACUUGGCAAAAGGGUCAGGAGAUCCUCUCCAACUCUUCUUAUCACCAAGUCAUCAGCACAAGGUCUUUCACCUCCCUGGUCUUCCAGAAGGGAGUGCAGAGGAGGGAUACUGGCUACUACAUUAUUACGGCAAAGAACAGGUUUGGAAUGGACAAGCAGACCAUUGAGGUGAACGUGGCUGACAUACCUGAAGCUCCAAAUGGUCUGUUGGUCAGUCACAUUGCACAGGACUCCAUCACCCUGACCUGGGACCCCCCUGCCAAUGAUGGAGGAAGCAACAUCAUUAGCUACAUUGUGGAGAAGUGUCCCACCACUUCUGACAGGUGGAUCCGUGCUGGACAGACCGCUGACUGCAGCAUCACCAUCAUCAACAUAUUUGGAAAAGCCAAGUACCAGUUCCGUGUCAUUGCUGAGAACCAGUUUGGCCUGAGCCCUCCUUCUGAGCCAACUGAGCCCAUCACUACAAAGGAAGACAAGUCUGUAAUUAGGAACUAUGACGAGGAAGUCGACGAAACCAGAGAGAUUACCAAGGAGGAGGCUCUAUUCUACAAGGUAAAGGAACUGUCCUCGAAGUACAUCAUUUCUGAGGAACUUGCUCGCUGCCAGUUUGGAGCAGUCCACCGCUGCGUGGAGAUUGCUACUAAGAAGACCUUCAUGGCCAAGUUUAUUAAGGUCAAAGGAACUGACCGUGAGUUGGUUCUCAGAGAAAUUGAGGCCCUCAAUGUAGCAAGGCACAAGAAUAUCAUCUACCUGCAUGAAUACUUUGAAAGUAUGGAGGAGAUUAUCCUGAUCUUUGAAUUCAUUUCUGGAGUUGACAUCUUCGAGCGCCUUGGCACCAGCAACUUUGAGCUAACAGAGCAAGAGAUUGUCCGCUAUCUGAGACAAGUCUGCUCUGCCCUCAAGUUCUUGCAUAGUCACAACUUUGGCCACUUUGAUAUCCGCCCAGAUAACAUUGUCUACACCACAAGGAGAAGCACCACCAUAAAGAUUAUUGAGAUGGGCCAGGCUAGGCUGCUGGUGCCAGGAGAAAACAUCAGAAUGCUGUUCUCAGCUCCGGAGUACUUUGCCCCUGAGGUCCAUCGUCAUGACCUAGUCACAACAGCCACUGAUAUGUGGUCUGUUGGUGUUAUGGCCUAUGUUCUGCUCAGUGGCCUUAAUCCAUUUGCGGCAGAGUCCACUAUAAAGAUGAUUGAGAACAUCUCCAAAUGUGAGUAUAUCUUUGACAGUGAAGCAUUUAAGGACAUCAGCCUGGAGGCUAUGGACUUUGUGGACAGACUUCUAGUCAAGGACAGGAAGCUCCGUAUGACAGCCCAUGAGGCUUUGGAGCACCCAUGGCUCAAGAUGAAGAUUGAGCAUGUCAGCAACAAGAUCAUUAGGACACUUAGACACAGAAGGUACUACCAGACUCUGGUAAAGAGGAUAGAUACUAUUGUAUCAGUAGCUCGUGUAGCUUAUGGUGGCGCCUUCAAGAACCAGAGAGGAUUGGCUGUGGGUAAAGUGAAGAUUGGAACUGAGUACCAUGGCCUCCGUGCUGGUCCAGUCAUGCAUGGCUCAGCUGAGGAAGGUGGCCAUGUCAGAUUCACUUGUAGCAUCGCCAACUAUGACAAGAGUACACAGGUGUCAUGGUACUUUGGGAGCCGUCAGCUACACCCAAGCCCCAAGUAUGAGAUUAGUUACAGUAAUGGUUUUGCCAGCAUCUAUGUAAAGGAUAUUCAUGAGAGUGAUGAUGGUGUAUACAGAUGCAAGGUAAUGAGUGAUGAUGGAGAGGACAGUGCUUAUGGAGAGCUCUUUGUUGAGACAGUGAGGAGCAUCAGAGAGCACUAUAUCAGCCGCUCCAUCAAGAAACUGAGGAGGAGGGUUGACAAGUAUAAACUCCUGCAGAGACCACCAGAGAUCACUUUGCCUCUCUACAAUCGCACUGCCUACAUUGGCGAUGAUGUCCGCUUCGGUGUCACUAUUACUGUGCACCCAGAGCCUCAUGUAACAUGGCUUAAGAAUGGAGAGAGAAUCAAGCCAGGUGAUGAUGACAGCAAGUACACAUUCACCAGUGAUAAGGGUCUGUACCAGCUGAUGAUCCACAACCUGGACAUGAAUGAUGAUGCUGAAUACACUGUCAUGGCCCACAACAAGUUUGGAGAAGACAGUUGCAAGGCCCGUCUUACUGUAUCACCUCAUCCUGUGAUGGAGGAAACUAUGAGGCCCAUGUUCAAACGUCUACUGGCUAAUGUGGAGUGCAUCGAGGGGCAUAGUGUCCGUUUCGAACUCAAAGUCUCAGGAAUCCCAACUCCUGCUCUGAAUUGGGAGAAGGACGGUAAACCACUACAGUUUGGUCCCAAGGUCGUUGUCAUACAGGAGGAUGUUGACUACCAUGUCCUGCACAUCAGAGAGACUCUGAUUGAGGACUCUGGUGUGUACAAGGUUACCGCAACCAACUCUGCUGGCUCUGCAAGCUGCCAGGCUACACUGAGGGUCGACCGCCUUACCUACACCAGGAGAGAGUAUAAGAGUGAGGAGGAAAAAUACAGACACAUACGGAAACAAAUUGAAAAGACUAACAAGAUGGCUCAGCAAAUUGUUGCCACUGAGGAGCUUGUACCUUUCAACCCCACAGCCCAGGAGGCCCUCAAAUUUGCUGCAGAGAUGUACAAGCCUGCAGUGAGUACCAAGAACGUUGAGGGCGAGUUUGUAAUCACAGAGGAGAAGUCCGAGACCAAGAGGCUGGAGGAGGAGAGGAGGAUCUUCAUGCCAUAUGAGAUCCCUGAGCCUUUAGUUCAUGAUCCCAGAGUUCUGGAUGAAGACAAAGCUAUCAAACAGUUUGUGCCUCUCUCAGACAUGAAGUGGUACAGAAAGCUGAGAGAUCAGUAUGAAAUUUCAGAGAGGACGGAGAGGAUUGUGCAGAAGAGGCAUAGACGUAUUCGCCUGUCCAGGUGGGAACAGUUCUAUGUCGUGCCCCUCCCCCGAAUCACCGACCAGUACAGGCCAAGAUGGCGUAUUCCAAAACUCAGCCUGGAUGAUCUCGAGACUGUCAGGCCCGCACGCCGUUCACCGUCUCCUGAAUCUGAGAUCUCCUUCAGAUCCAGGAGGAGAUCUCUGGGAGAUCUUAGUGAUGAGGAGCUGCUGAUGCCUGUGGACGACUACCUUUCCAUGAGACGAACAGAGGAGGAGAAAAUGAUGCUCGAGGAUGAACUGGAGCUCGGCUUUUCUGCCUCUCCAACUGGCAGCCCUGUCCGCAUUGAGCGGCGUGGCAUGGCGCUUGAAGAGAGGAGACAGGAGAUCAGGCACGAAGCUGUUCAGGUUGCUGAGACAAAGAAGAAACGUACUGUUUCUCAGUUCAUGAGGAGGAGAAGGUCGUUGUCUCCCACAUACAUUGAGCUGAUGCGUCCAGUCUCAGAGCUGAUCAGACCACUACGUGCCAGGCCUUCUGUGGAAGUUGAAGGAGAGAUUGUGGAGAGGAGGUCCCCCACCCCAGAGAGGACCCGUCCCCGCUCUCCCAGCCCCAUCAGAUCAGUUGAGAGGUCAUCUCGUUCCUCUUCCAGGUUUGAGCGGUCUGCUCGCUUUGACAUCAUGUCCCGCUACGAGGCCAGAAAGGCUGCUCUGAAGUCUGAGAGGAAAUAUCAGGUGGUUAGCCAGACACCUUUCAGCCUUGACCAUGCUCCACGUGUGACCGUCAGGAUGCGCUCUCAUCGCAUACCAAUUGGCCAAGACACUAAAUUCACCCUGAACAUCCAAGCGAAGCCAGACGCCGAGGUCAAGUGGUUCCACAAUGGAACUACAAUCUAUGAAAGCAGUGAGAAAUACGUUUUCACCAAUAUGAGUGGUGUUCUGUCCAUCAGUAUCCUGGACUGCCAGGAAGAGGACAGUGGCACAUACCGCUGUGUAUGCUCCAACUCCAAGGGAGAGGCAUCGGACUAUGCCACACUGGAUGUGUCAGGUGGCGGCUACACCACCUUCUCCUCCCGCCGCAGGGAUGAGGAAGCUCCCAAAAAAUAUGUCCCUGAUAUAACUCGAAUUGACCACUAUCACACCAGUCACUUCAAAGCUGGCUAUGCCUCCCAGACCCACUUUGAGGUAGAGGAGAGCAAGUCUAAACUAACUGAGACACAUGAAGUUGUCACCCGUGAAAGAUAUGCUGCCUCCUCUGAGAGGCACUCCUCUGCUGAAAGGUAUGACUCAUCUAUCAGGUAUGCCUCGACUGAAUACCUGUCAUCUGGUUCCUCCUACUCAUCGGACAAACUUUCUCUGACUGGGAAGCACACCACAUCAGCAGCUAAACUUAAGUCAUCCUCUGCUGCUGUUGCUGAGGAAUUCUCUGUCCACAAGGUGAAGCCUUCUCGUCCGGCCAGAAUCUUAACCAAGCCCCAGUCUCUGACCAUUGUAGAGGGAGAGACAGCCAGAUUCUCCUGUGAUAUUGAUGGGGAGCCUGCACCCACUGUAACAUGGAUGCACGAGAGCAGAACUGUUGUCUCAUCUCACCAUGUCCAGGUCACCACAAGUCAGUACAAGUCCAGCCUGGAGAUCUCCUCUGUGACAGCUUCCGAUGAGGGCAGUUACAUGGUGGUGGUAGAGAACUCAGCAGGGAGACAGGAGGCUCACUUCACUUUAACUAUCCGCAAAGCAGUUCAUAAAGAAGAGGUUAAGGCUGUCAUAUCGUCUGAGCCACCUGUAAAGUCACCCACUCCUAGUGUAAAGUCACCGGAGCUUUCGGUCAAAUCACCUGCUCCCUCCAUAACUUCCCCUGUCCCCAGUGUAAAGUCACCUGAACCCAGAAUCAAGUCCCCUGAGCCUUCAAUUAAAUCACCAGCUCCAAGUGCGAAGUCCCCUGAACCAAAAGGAAUUAAAUCUCCUAGGAGCAUCAAGUCUCCUGAGCCAUCUGCACCCUCUCCAGCACACAGCUUAAAAUCACCAGCUCCUAGUGUCAAAUCUCCUGAACCUGAAAGAGUUAAGUCCCCACGGGGUAUAAAAUCUCCAGAGCCCAGACUCAAGUCACCAGCACCAAUUAAGUCUCCAGAGAGAAUGAAGUCACCUGAACCCCAGGAAGUAAAAUUUCCUCGGGGUAUCAAAUCUCCAGAACCUGUAGGACUCAAAACACCGAAAGGUGUGAGGUCCCCAGAACCAGCUGGAAUCAAAACACCAAAAGGCAUCAAGUCCCCAGAACCUUCAGGCAUUAAAUCACCCAGGGCCUUGAAGUCCCCAGAGCCCGGCGGAAUCAAAUCACCUCCUAGGAUGAAGUCUCCUCCUCCGAUCAUGUCCCCCAAGAGGGUUGUGUCUCCACCCACCGUCAAAUCCCCAACCCCAAAACCUCCCAAGGUUCUGAGUCAACUAAAAGCUGAGGCCUAUGAGGGUUCAGUGAGGAUGUCCUGCGUCUGCGAAAGUAAUGUCAGGGAGGUGGUAUGGUAUGUCAACAGGAGGAGACUUUCGCAGACCAGCCGCUUUGAGAUGCACUACUCUGAGGGCUCUUGCAGCCUUCUAAUCCAUGAUUUGGCAGACAGUGAUCAGGGAGAGUACAUCUGUGAGAUGACAUCAGAGGGAGGAGUAUCCAAAUCCUCCUUCUCCUUCACCGGCCAAGUAUUUCAGUCCAUACGUAUGAAAAUCAAAGCCCACAGUGAGCAGCAACUGGCACUUAAAGCAGGAUCAAUGAUGAGUCACAAGGAGUCAUCAUCAUCCAUGGGCUCAUCCAUGAUGAUGAAGAAGGAAAUCCACGCAAUGGAGGAGUCAUCAUCCUUUUCUUCCACCGCCCACCAGGCAAAGAUGUCAUCCAUGAUGGAGUCAAGCUCCUUCAGCAGUAUGGCAGCUGAGAUGAAGUUUGAGACGAUGUCCAUGUCCAGCAUGUCCUCAAUGACAUCGGAGACAUAUGCAAUGAGCUCCAGUAGCCUCAAAGAGAUGGCCUCCCACAUGGAGGGAUCCUCAUUCAGAGCAAUCGGUUCUGCUCCCAGGAUCGAGGCCCUGCCGGAGGACAUCAGCAUUGAGCCAGGCAAAGUCCUGACAGUCGCCUGUGCCUUUUCUGGUGAUGCCAGACAUAUCGAGUGGUCCCGCGGCGGCAAAACCAUUGAGGUGACUGCUGGCGGACGCUUCCACAUAGAGACCACGGAGGACCUUACCACCCUCAUCAUCACCGGGGUUAAGGAGGAAGACGCUGGAACCUACACCCUCAAACUGUCCAACGAACUCGGAUCUGAUACAGCAACUGUCCACAUAAGCAUUCGAUCAGUGUAAAAAAAACCAAAAACAAAAAAAAAACCCUAAUCUUCCCCUUUACCCUACUUCCAUGCCUUUUUAUUUAUUAAUUAAGCGAAAUAAUCUACUAGAUAAAGAUCUGGAUUUCUGUUCUUGUAAAUAUGAACUAUUUUUGUACCAAUCUUGACAUUAAUUUAUGCCAAACUAGACUAAAGUCUAAAGUUGUUAUAAAAUGUGCCAUAUUGGAUAACUAUGACUUAGGAUUUUUGAUCCAUUUUUCUGUGACAUGUACAUAAUGUAUAUAGCCGAAUUUAACGGUUAUGGGAAAUGUAUGCAUUGUUAUUUAUGACAAUAAUAUUAACUGAAACAAAAUGAAACUUAAUGUGGUUUAACAGGAGAAAGUUUCACCAGGAACGAAUACCCUGUUAAACUGAGAAACUAAACUCUGUGCCUCAACAAAAAGUUGAAGUCUUUAAGAUUGCCUCAACAGGUAGAGAGGCUCCCUGUUGAUGUUAACUCAAUCAGAGACAAAACUAUGAAUGCACUGCUGGAGAGUGAGAGUAGUGCUGUUGCAUUGUAACAAGAGUGUGAGAUCCUGAGUGCUGUUUGCAUUUACCCUCAUGUAAGCAGGACGACUGGACCUCGCACUCUGACUGAUUAUGUCAUACCGCCAUUUUGAUGACAUGCUCACAGUGCGAGCGGCCUGCACUCCCUGAGCACAAAUGUUUCUUUUUUGUUUUGUGCUCUGCUUCUGACGAACGACCACUCGCUCUGGCUCCUCAGUUGUACCAUCAACCUGGCCAAUCAAAUUAAAUAGAGAGUCCGACCUGUGCUUGUUUGCAGAGGCAGAGCUGUCUCUUGGAGGUCUGCAGUGUGUUUUUGUGUUAGUUUUUUAGGAGUUCACCUGUCAGUCAAGCUGGGCGCCGCAGCCAAAACCAACCGCCGCUGCGUUCACUGAGGACAAAAUGAAGCGUGGUCUUGCGUGUAGCCCUGCACUUUGGUUUGAUUGAAGUUAGAGUUUUAGCGCUGACUAUUUUUGCAGCCUCCUUGAGUUUUUCUCCAAUUAUUGAUUUAAUAAAGCAUGAUUAUCAGCACUACA
Xiphias gladius (swordfish) is the source of this 86960-nucleotide messenger RNA. RefSeq names its product titin, tandem duplicate 2 (gene ttn.2). Lineage: Eukaryota; Metazoa; Chordata; Actinopteri; Istiophoriformes; Xiphiidae. Gene Ontology annotation, biological process: protein phosphorylation. The coding region runs from base 194 to 85900 and encodes 28568 amino acids. The record is from RefSeq and is a predicted model, not a curated record. The transcript is spliced from 228 exons. Gene Ontology annotation, molecular function: protein binding; protein kinase activity; ATP binding.